AUGGCGGCGGAGCAGCAGCAGUUCUACCUGCUCCUGGGCAACCUGCUCAGCCCGGACAAUGGCAGCCGGAAGCAGGCCGAGGUGAGCGAGCCGGGGUGCGGCAGGGUAUGGUGGCCGGGUCCCCCUGCUUGAGGCGGGAGUAUGUGUGUGACUGAGCGCGGCCCACGUGUGAGUCCGGAGCGGCCGGCACCUCCCCGAGCGGCACGGUGCGCCCUCACUGCACAGCUUCAUCAGCAUUCAACACCGCACAACUUUAUUAUCACUCACACACCGCGUGCCGCCCGCCCGGCCGGCCGGUCACCAGCUCACUCCCUGUCCGACACCGCGCCAGCAUGCAGCCUGGCAGAGCGUCAGGGGAGCCGGAUAUAGCCCGAUACACCCCCUGUCUGCCUCCUGUCACCAACUACAUGCACCAGCUAAUAGUAUACCCACUGAGUACACCAUCACCAUCCUGUUACAUAUAGUAUACCCACUGAGUACACCAUCACCAUCCUGUUACAUAUAGUACACCCACUGAGUACACCAUCACCAUCCUGUUACAUAUAGUAUACCCACCGAGUACACCAUCACCAUCCUGUUACAUAUAGUAUACCCACUGAGUACACCAUCACCAUCCUGUUACAUAUAGUAUACCCACUGAGUACACCAUCACCAUCCUGUUACAUAUAGUAUACCCACUGAGUACACCAUCACCAUCCUGUUACAUAUAGUACACCCACCGAGUACACCAUCACCAUCCUGUUACAUAUAGUAUACCCACCGAGUACACCAUCACCAUCCUGUUACAUAUAGUAUACCCACUGAGUACACCAUCACCAUCCUGUUACAUAUAGUAUACCCACCGAGUACACCAUCACCAUCCUGUUACAUAUAGUAUACCCACCGAGUACACCAUCACCAUCCUGUUACAUAUAGUAUACCCACCGAGUACACCAUCACCAUCCUGUUACAUAUAGUACACCCACCGAGUACACCAUCACCAUCCUGUUACAUAUAGUAUACCCACCGAGUACACCAUCACCAUCCUGUUACAUAUAGUAUACCCACCGAGUACACCAUCACCAUCCUGUUACAUAUAGUAUACCCACCGAGUACACCAUCACCAUCCUGUUACAUAUAGUAUACCCACUGAGUACACCAUCACCAUCCUGUUACAUAUAGUAUACCCACUGAGUACACCAUCACCAUCCUGUUACAUAUAGUAUACCCACUGAGUACACCAUCACCAUCCUGUUACAUAUAGUAUACCCACUGAGUACACCAUCACCAUCCUGUUACAUAUAGUAUACCCACCGAGUACACCAUCACCAUCCUGUUACAUAUAGUAUACCCACCGAGUACACCAUCACCAUCCUGUUACAUAUAGUAUACCCACCGAGUACACCAUCACCAUCCUGUUACAUAUAGUAUACCCACCGAGUACACCAUCACCAUCCUGUUACAUAUAGUAUACCCACCGAGUACACCAUCACCAUCCUGUUACAUAUAGUAUACCCACCGAGUACACCAUCACCAUCCUGUUACAUAUAGUACACCCACCGAGUACACCAUCACCAUCCUGUUACAUAUAGUAUACCCACCGAGUACACCAUCACCAUCCUGUUACAUAUAGUAUACCCACCGAGUACACCAUCACCAUCCUGUUACAUAUAGUAUACCCACCGAGUACACCAUCACCAUCCUGUUACAUAUAGUAUACCCACCGAGUACACCAUCACCAUCCUGUUACAUAUAGUAUACCCACUGAGUACACCAUCACCAUCCUGUUACAUAUAGUAUACCCACCGAGUACACCAUCACCAUCCUGUUACAUAUAGUAUACCCACCGAGUACACCAUCACCAUCCUGUUACAUAUAGUAUACCCACUGAGUACACCAUCACCAUCCUGUUACAUAUAGUAUACCCACCGAGUACACCAUCACCAUCCUGUUACAUAUAGUAUACCCACCGAGUACACCAUCACCAUCCUGUUACAUAUAGUAUACCCACUGAGUACACCAUCACCAUCCUGUUACAUAUAGUACACCAUCACCAUCACUCUGUUACAUAUAGUAUACCCACCGAGUACACCAUCACUGUUACUAUACUAGAAUAUACCCACUGGCACCGAGUACACCAUCACUCUGUUACCAUAUAGUAUACCCACCAAGUACACCAUCACCAUCCUGUUACAUAUAGUUCACCAUCACCAUCACUCUGUUGCAUAUAGUACACACACUGAGUACACCAUCACUCUGUUACCAUAUUAUAGUAUAUUCCCAGAAUACAUCAACCUUCUUCCUUAGAGUAUCCACAGAGUACACCAUCAUCAUCCUGUUACUAUGUUCUCAAUGGCUUUACAGUCUGAGUUCAGACUCAGUACAUCUCUCUGAACUAAUGUUCUAAUUCUCUAAGUCAGGGAUAGGCAACUUUCGGCACUCCAGUUGUUGUGGACUACAUCCCCCAUAAUGCAAUUACACACAUAUUGCUGGCAAAGCAUCAUGGGAGGUGUGGUCCAAAACAGCUGGAGUGCCGAAGGUUGCCUAUGCCUGCUCUAAGUAUUCCAUGUGCUUUCUCUAGCUACAAGCUCCAGUAACUAGGGGACCGACAGAAUGCUCCUUCCUGGACUGCUGUCAUAUAAACACCUCCCAUCCAUUGCAUGGCAUUAGACAUGUCACUUUCUGCUUUAUACUGACCCGGAUUAACUUCACUUUUACUUUAUUAUACAUUUCUACUACCUACUUUCCUUAAGAACUUUAUUCAGAUCUUUAUAGUUUUGCUCCCUACUCAUCUGGCGAUAUCUUUGUGAGCCAUUUCCUGCCUCAUGCCAAAAUAUUCUGUUGAACAUGCAUUCACAGUGAAUGAAUGUCAGUGACUCAUUCUUUCAGUAAAGUUUGCAGUGCUUUAUCUGAAUGAUAUAAAGCAUAUUGUUGCUUUUUAUACAGUGCCAAAUGCAGUACAUGUUUUAAUUUUUAUAACUCAAUGUGGAUCAUGGCAGCAAGUCAUGCUUCAGACAUUCAGUAUUCUCAGCGAAAACGUUUCACAGUAAAUCCUUAUAAAGUGACUUAAUCCUUUUCCAGCCGGACAUAUUGUGUAGUUUGGAAGGGAAUCUCUUUUGAAUGGCCCUAAAUUCCUGUCUCUGCACAAUCUCACUGACUGAUUCUUUCAUGACUAUCUCCUCACACAGCACAGUUCAGCAAAUUCUUUUAUCUAACAAUUGAGCACAAUCCCCCUUUAAAUCUAGUCUGUACAAUUUAGUCACCUCAUCGUUGCACUGCGCUAUAUAUAUACAUACAUGCACACACACAAUCUUAAAUAACUUAAUGCAUUAUGUUCAUAAUAAUCCACUAAACAUAUUUAAAACUUGUUAACAAGGAAUAUUUUAUUUUUCAAUGUUUUAUUUAUUCCUACUAAUAGCAUACACAUGUGAAAUAACACACUUUCCCCAAUAGAAAGUGACGUUGAAUAAUUUUUUUCAAUUAAAACAAUGCAUAUAUAAACCAGAACACACUGUGAAUUUUUGAUGGACUUGGCAUGAGUGUGUGUGUAUAAUUUUAUUUUUAUUAUUUGAGAGAGAUACUUGGCACUAUAUUUUUUUCCUUAGGUGAUUUCAGUCCAGAAAUUUUGCUGUGGUUGACUAAGAAAAUGUAUAGCAGCCAAUUAUUUAUACAAAAAUAGUUUUAAUAUAUUUAAGUUGCGUUUUUAUGGAAUCAAGCUACCAUUGAGCAGUGGUGUAUUUUAGAUUUGUGCUACCCUAGGCAUAAUGGAACUCGGGCACCCCCUAAUUUGAAUUUGCCCCACCCCUUCUCAUUGAGGCCACACCGCUUCCUGUUAAAGACUAACACUCACAAUUACUCAGACACACACAUUGGCUGACACACACUGAUGUACUCACUCAGACAUACACACAUUGACCAGACUAAAACACACAUUGACCAGACUAAAACACACAUUGACCAGACUAAAACACACAUUGACCAGACUAAAACACACUCAGAUACACUGACAUACACACUGACCAGACUAAAACACACUUUGAUAUUGACGACAGGCACACACUCAGAUACCCUGACAUACACACUGAUUUGACCCAAUCACUCAGGCACACACUGACAGACACACUCACAGUGUGUGUGAGUAACAGACACACCAAUUUAGACACCCAGGCACACACUAGGGCUGAUGGCCAGGGUGUUGGGGCUGCUGGGCAGAAGGCGGGCAUGCAUGCGGGUGGGCGCACUGAUAGACUCACGACGACAGACACAAACAUUCAUGAACAGACACACUGACAGAUAUACACACACACAUACAUACACACACGCAUUCAGUGAUAGGCAAAGGUGGCUAGCCGGCCAGCUUUUGGGCCCCCAUAAAACAAGACUGAAAAGGCAUUGCCUGGGCAUCUGGGGGCGGCAUUUUUUUGCCCCCUAGAAAGUGCCGUCCGAGGCAGAUGCCUUGUCAGCCUUGUGGUACAUACAUCACGACCAUUGAGCAUCUUUAGUUUGUCAGAGAUUCUUUGUCAAACUCAUUAUUUUUACCCUUUUGGUCACCAUUAAAAAAAAAAAAAAAAAAAAAAAGACACUAUAAAACUGAGGGGGAAAAUUGGUGUUCUUUACUUUGUUAUGCCCUACCGCCCUAACUAAAAAGUUAUAAUAAAAAAAAAUAAUCACCUGUGAUAAUGUGCAGAUCAGCCUCCUUCUGGCAACCUGUCUGCCACUUCUGAGAUUAUCACUCCAAAUUCUAUUAUCCAGUUAAAUGCUUCUCGUAGAGAAGCAUUAGGGACCUAAUGGGAUUGCACAUCAAUAGUCCUGAUGAGCCAUUUGUAUACUUAUGAUACAGAACUAUUGAAAUCAAGAUCUUUACAGCAUUUAGCAAUGAGGAAUAUGAAGGCUUUCAAUGAGGAAUUGUCCCUAGUGGCUGUUUAACAGCUGCUAGAGCUAUGCUUAUGGUCAAAUGUGCACAUGGCCACAAAAAAAGGAACGGAGUCAAUUAGAAUUCUUGACAAUUCACACGUUGAAUUUAUCACCAUUUUCUUUCAGAUGUCCUAUUUUGUUUUGGUGACAGCUCUACAAUACUUACAUUUUACUUUGUUCCUACAUUGAAGGUUAAAUGUUGAACUCAUCUUGAAAUAGAGAACUUUUGCUAAUGAUGCUCCUUUCUAAUUAUGGUAGAACUAUGUGUAAGACAAACAGUUUAAAGGGAUUCUGUGAUAGUGCACUGUAGGGAAAGCAGAGUUGUUCUAGUUUUUGCCCAUGCUAGGAAAUUGCCUCCGCUAAUCCCGACUUUCCGAUUACCUUUAAUGAAAUAUACCCCUCACUGCUAGAAUUGUUACAUAAUUUACUCUGUAUUAAUCUGAAAAUAUGAUUUUUACUGAUGAAGCUGAUAGCAGCUGCCGUGGACUUUCUGCAAUGUGCAUAGGUUGCUAUAGUGUUUCGUGCCCUUUUUAAAUCAGUUUGCAAGAAUAUUGGGUAAAUAGCUCAGCUAACUAAGCUUGCUAAGAUACUGAAUUAUCCCUUCUUUGGUUGUAACUAUUUUCCCUGUUGAAUGUUUUCAGUCACUGGUAGUGUUGAAUAAUAUGAUAAAUCUGAGUCAAAUUAUGAUCAUUAUAGAGAGCCGUCAAAUUACGCAGCGCUUUACAAUGGGUGGACGAACAGAUAUGUAGUUGUAACCAGACAAGUUGGACACACAUGAAUAGAGGGGUUGAGGGCCCUGCUCAAUGAGCUUACAUGCUAGAGGGAGUGGGGUAAAAUGACACAAAAAGGUAAGGAUAGUAUUAGACUAGUGACAGUUGCAGAAGAGGAAUCAGUCAGGAGCUAUUAACAGUUUAAUUGAUACGCUUUUAUGAAGAAGUGGGUUUUUAACUAUUUUUUUUGAAGGAGUGGAGACUGGGUGAGCAUCUAACGAAGGAGGGUUGCGAGUUCCACAGAAGGGUGAGGCAUGGGAGGUGCGGGCGGACAGGAAGAUGAGCCUCGCAGCUGCAUUCAUUAUGGACUGUAACGGCGCUAGUUGGGAGCACGUAAGAACACUGAGAAGCGGAUUACAGUAGUCAAGGCGAGAAAGGACAGUGGAAUGGACCAACACCUUAGUCGUAUCUGGCGUUAAGUAGGGGCGGAUGCGCACAAUGUUUUUGAGAUGGAAAUGACAGGAUUUGGCGAUAGCUUAAAUAUGAGGCUUGAAGUAGAGGUCGGAGUCAAAGAGAACACCUUGGCCGCGAGCCUGUGUGGUGGAGCUGAUGGUAGCACCGUUGACUUGUAGGGAGACAGACAGAGGAGUAACAACACUUGAGGGAGGAAAAACCAGAAUUUCAGUUUUGGUCAAGUUUAGUUUAAGGAAGUGGGAAGCCAUCCAGUUAGAAACAGCAGAGAGGCAGUUAGAGACACUAGUCAAGAGGGACGGGGAGAGAUCAGGAGAGGACAGAUUUGCGUGUCAUCUGCAUAGAAAUGAUUUUGGAAGCCAAAGGAGCUAAUAAGUUACCAAGGGAGGCAGUAUAGAUGGAGAACAGUAGGGGACCAAGGACUGAACCUUGGGGGACACCAACAGAGAGGAGUUGGGGAGAAGCAGAGCCAGAGAAAGAAACACUGAAAGAGUGCUGGGUGAGGUAAGAGGAGUACCAGGAUAGAGCAAUAUCUUGUAGACCGAUAUUGCGGAGGAUGAGAAGAAGCUGUUGAUGAUCAACAGUGUCAAAAGCCGCAGACAGGUCAAGGAGAAUUAGGAUAGAGUAGUGACCACGAGAUUUUGCAGCGAGUAGAUCAUUGGAUUCUUUGGUCAGUGCCGUUUCCACGGAGUGCUUAGCGCUGAAACCAGACUGAAGCGGGUCUAGCAGAGAGUUGGACUCGAAGUCUGUCAAUCUCACAUAUACAACUUUUUCAAGGACCUUGAAUGCAAAAGGCAGUAGCGAGAUAGGACGAUAGUUGGAUGGGGAGUUAGGGUCAAGGUAAAUUUUGUGGGCUGCGCGCCGCACGUAGCGUUGCCAUGGUAACCCGUGGCAACGCUCUGAUGGCCGCGGGACACGCAAGAUUUACGUAGAGGAGCUGCUGGGAUGGUAAGUAACAGCUUGCUGCGGGCCCCCCCAGGACCGCCGGGCUUGUAAUGGGCCCGGCAUUCCUGUUAUGUAUUAUCGGCAAUAUCUGUAUCUUUAUUGGCCGAUAUUGCUGAAAAUACCGAAUAUCGGCCAGACCAAAAAUCGGUCCAUCUCUAAUACAUAUCGGUCAAAAUAAGAUGGGAAUCUGUCAUUUCACUAUGUUUGAGAAGGAGGAAGUUGUGUGGCUUCCUUGCGGUCUGACAAAGUCAUGUAACUAGUGUGCAGCUUGCUGAGUGUGAGUCUAUGCUGUUAAAGGAUCACUAUAGUGCCCCAAGGGUGCCACUCCCGCUGGGCUGAAGGGGUUAAAACCCCUUCAGCCACUUACCUUAAUCCAGCACCGGGCUCCCUCGGCGCUGGUGACCUCUCCUCCCCCGCCGUCAGCUCCCGAGCGGAAUGCGCAUGCAUGGCAAGUGCCGCGCUCAUUCAAACAGUCCAUUGGAAAGCAUUUCUCAAUGCUUUCCUAUGGACGUUCUGCGCGCUGGAUGUGAAUUUCGCAUCCAGCGUCGCAAAUGCGCCUCUAGCGGCUGUCAGGAAGACUGCCACUAGAGGUUGGAUUAACCCUGCUAUGUUUACAUGUGAAGGGUUAAAACCUGAGGGACCUGGCACCCAGACCACUUCAUUGAGCUGAAGUGGUCUAGGUGACUAUAGUGUCCCUUUAAAGAUGCAGUCUCAAGAAGUAUAAUUAUGAACUUUUGGGGAAAAGAGUAACCUAAUUAUGGCUUUGUGGUUCAGGAAUAUUGAACCAAUUGUGAGUUUUCAAGAGUUUUUGAAAAUUUCUUGCAGGUGUUAAAGGAACCCUUCAAACACCAUAACCACUACAGUGAUAUUAAAUGCUUGAUACAUAAAAUGCUUCCUGUGGUUCAAGUGUGCCCUCUCGAAUAAGAAUUUAUUUAAUAUUUUAUUCUACAAGAGCAAAUGUUUUAAUUAGGAGAAGAAAAUAAGCUUAUGAAAAUGUAUAAUAUCUUUCUUCAUAUAUAGAAGUUUUUUAGGAAAGUUUUAUAGAUGGUGCAGUUAAUGGUGUUAAAAUAAAUAAAAAGUUCAAAUUGUCCAUGUCAAGUGUCUUAUUACAAACAUUUGUCUGAGGUGCUUCUCAUGUCAGAUGUAGUGGGAAAGUGUGAUGCUUGAUUUUGCAAAGUGGCUAGCUGUGUGGUUAGUACGUGAUUAAAAGGCCAGUAAGACAGGAGAAAGAAGAAAAAGGGAGAGAUGAAAAGUUCAUUCACAAAUAAACUUUUGAUAGGAACUGUACUUAUCACGAAAGUUAUUUCAUAGUAAUCAGUCAGUUUCUAUAGGCCCUGUUGGGAUGGUAAUUUUGUCAUAAAAAUGAAUGCGUCAAUUUCUUAAACAUAAUACAUUUGGUAAAGCUAGAACUAUAGAAAGAGGGAAGUGCUCAUGCCAUUGUACAAAAGACUGGUGAGACCUCACUUGGAGUAUUGUACACAGUACUGGAGACCGUAUCUUCAGAAGGAUAUUGAUACCUUAGAGAGGGUUCAGAGAAGGGCUACUAAACUGGUUCAUGGAUUGCGGGAUAAAACUUACCAGGAAAGGUUAAAGGAUCUUAACAUGUAUAGCUUGGAGGAAAGACGAGACAGGGGGGAUAUGAUAGAAACAUUUAAAUAUAUAAAGGGAAUCAACACAGUAAAGGAGGAGACUAUAUUUAAAAGAAGAAAAACUACCACAACAAGAGGACAUAGUCUUAAAUUAGAGGGACAAAGGUUUAAAAAUAAUAUCAGGAAGUAUUACUUUACUGAGAGGGUAGUGGAUGCAUGGAAUAGCCUUCCAGCUGAAGUGGUAGAGGUUAACACAGUAAAGGAGUUUAAGCAUGCGUGGGAUAGGCAUAAGGCUAUCCUAACUAUAAGAUAAGACUAGGGACUAAUAAAAGUAUUUAGAAAAUUGGGCAGACUAGAUGGGCCGAAUGGUUCUUAUCUGCCGUCACAUUCUAUGUUUCUAUAGGAAGUUGAAUAAAUAAAAAUAAAUAUUAAAGAUUAUGCCACUGAGCGUGACUUCCUUUUGCAUACCUGCACUUUGUCUUUUAUAUUUCUUAAUAAAAAGAUUUUACACCAGAAACAAUACACUUGAGUGACAAUGAAAGGGGAUAUAGAUCCUUAUCCCAACGUUUCAGCAAUUUCUGCUGAAUUUCUCAAUGGACAUGCUGGUAAACUAUUUGCCAUAUAAGUAGUACGUUUUUCUAUAACAUCAAAACCGAGAAUAUGAAUGAGCAACAGCUGAGAAGACUCAUAAACUUCCUCUUUGGUUAGUCCCCACUCAAGUCUCCCAAAAUGUUUUUGCUCACUUGUGCCAUCACAAAGCGAACCUAGAUCAUUUGCAUGUCAGACUGAUUGCACCCAUAAGGGCAGUCCAGAAACAAAAUGCUGGCAAGUUCUCUCUGCAUAAGGGAUAUAGCAACCUCAGACAAUCAUUUGGCCGUCUUAGGGCAUUGUCAGCAAGGUGUAGCUGACACCACUCUAGGCACAGUGUCCAUUUCAAGAUUACCCUUUUAGCUUAGGUAGAGCUUGAGCAAAUGCAUUGCAACAAAAACUGAGAACGAGCAAAAGUUUAGAGACACUCAGUAGCUUACAGUUUAAUCCCUGCUCAGGUCUCAAAAUUGUUUUUGCUCACUUGUACCAUUAGCUUAUUGGACUGAUACCACAGAUUUUGUUUUCUAUAGUUUUAUUUUUGUGAAUUUGAGUUGAUUUUGAUAGUAGUUUGCUUUGUACAGGUUUUUAUUAAACUGUAUAUUGGCACCUUAUUUUUUUUCUUUUUACGUUUCUGCAAAUGUGUAUGUUUUUAACAAUUUCAUAGAUAUGCUAAAUAUAAUUACAAGGUAUGCCUCCUUGCCAUCUUCAUUGCUAAAAAAUAAAAUGUUUUGAAAGCUUAAACCAGAGCAUGCAACGGUCUCCUAAUAGAAAAAGAUUAUAGGCAAAAACAUAUGCCUAGCCUGAAAAGGAUGUGCGAUGUGGCGAGUAGAAACUUCACUGGGGUUUGAGUCUUUUUUUUUUGUUUGUUUUGUUUUUUUUUUUUGUUUUUUUAUGGUUCGCAAAAAAAAAUUUAUUCACACAUUUUCUACAGCACAUACAUUUAGAGAUCUGAUCAUAAUCACACUUUUGCAAUUCCUUCAGUGAGCACAACCAAAUUCUCCAACUAUAAUUAGGUUACUUUAGUAUUUUGAUUAUUUUAACCCCUUAAAGGACCACUAUAGGCACCCAGAUCACUUCAGCUUAAUGAAGUGGUCUGGGUGCCAGGUCCAGAUAGGAUUAACCUUUUUUUCUGUAAACAUAGCAGUUUCAGAGAAACUGCUAUGUUUACCUAUGGGUUAAUCUAGCCUCUGGUGGCUGUCUGAUUGACAGCCGCUAGAGGGCUUCCGCGCUUCUCACUCUUUAUAUCACUAUAUAUACCUAUACAUAAAUAAAAAUAAUUUGUGUGUGCAUUACUACUUUAUGUAGUCAUCGAAAAUGUACAACAGUGCGAUGGGAUAGCAAAAUAGGAGACACGCAGGUUUCGCAAAAUCGGCAACAGCAAUAUUAUUAUAAAUGAAUGUAAACCUAAACAAUAUUAACAGAAAGUAGUACAGUAUCAGUAUUGGUAAAUUCGUUAUGUUACAUGCAUUCAAUAAUCAGACGUCUGCAUCCUAUGGUCGUACAUUAAGGGGUGAGUGUGUCACCUCUGGGUGAGCCAGGUAGUGACUGUGUAGUACGUGGCCAAGAUUCGCCUGUUAUCAUGAUGAUUGCAUAUAGCCUAGGAGUAUCUUCUAGGCAGGUAGGGGCCACUAUAGCGUCUGUGGUAUAGCUAACCUGAAGUUUUAAUUCGUAGAGGGGACUCGUCGUCCCAUACAAUAUUGAUAUAGUGGGUUUCCAUUGGGUCUUAUUUCAUUUGGCUGCGCACACCUUGCGCUGGCCCUGUUUUGUCGUACGGGUGGUAUAAUCUGUUGGGUCAGUCUAUAAUAGUGGGCAGUAACGAGUUAGCGGAGCAUCCGUAUAACACCUGAGGCCCAAACCUGCCAUACCCUCCUGUUUGACUGCAGUUGAGACUAGUGUGCACGGUCAGUGAGGUCAGACUCUUGCGCGAGGGCAGGGUGUAAAAAGGAGAACACGAUGACAGGAGGGGAUUGGGGAGAGAGGAAAGAAAAGGGGGGGGGAUCUCGAGGAGCACCAGCAGCGUGCCCGUGGUAUUUUCGGAUCCGUGGUGUUCCGUGCAGUUCGGUGUCACCCGCCCUGGGGUGCGGAUGGAGGGGGUACCCUUCACGGGCCACGCCCCCGCACCCUGCCCAGCCACGGCCGCCACCUCAACAUGCUUCUCCUCCAUACCUAUCAAUGAGUCGUGUAUCAAUUCCGCCCUGUAUAUCUACACCCGUUCCAUCCAUAGUCCAAUCGUCAGGGUUACAUCUUGCUUCCAGUGCAGCGGAAUCAAAGCCUUGGCGGCGUUCAGCAGGUGUAAGAGCAUGGAUUUUCUAUACACCCCUAUGGUGUCUGUUGUAGAGUGUAGGAGAGCUGUCUCUGUCGAAUCUGCCGUCCGUCCCCAGUAUAUCCUCCGUUCGUCGCUUGACCUCGUCCCAAAACGGUGUGAUGCGUGGGCAUUCCCACCAGAUAUGUAAGAUCGUUCCUCGUCCCUCUCCGCAUCUCCAGCAUGUCGGGUACCUCCGGGUAGAUUCUGUGCAGGCUGUCGGGUGUUCUGUACCAGAACGAUAGGAGCUUAUAAUUGGUUUCCUGAUAGUUGGAGCUAGAGGAGCAUUUGUGAAGUAGGACCAGGAUCUUUUCCCAUUGAUUUGCGGUUACCUAGGAUGCGUUCCCAGCGUCGGCGAAAGGUGUCCGCGUUCUCCAGGUGACCUACAUGGAGGUGUUGGUAAAUGAGGGAUGUUGACUUGGCUAGGUUGGUCCUUCGGUCACAGAGUACCUCAAACCACGUCAGGUCCCUAUGUAGGGCUUCUCUGUGCGAUAGGGUUUGGUAGAAAUAUUUAAUUUGUGUGUAGCGGAAGAUUUGCAUUGUGGGCGGUUGGUUGUUGUCUAUAAAUUCCCGUAGUGGUAUUAUGCCUGUGUUAUUCAGCAUCUUAUGGAUGGGGAGGGAUUCUCCCCCACCUAGGAUACUUCAAGAUGUCGGCGGAAGCCCACCUUCUAUCUGAGGGUUAUAUGGUAGCUGUAUCAUCGGGCUCGGUGUUGGAGACAGCUGUGGAAUUCUUCUGAUGCUGUCCCACGUUUUUAGUGUCUGUGCCACAGUGGAGGUCUCUUCGAGUUCCAUACUGUAGUGAGAAGCGACGACCUCAUGUGGUUUUUAUCUAGUUCAAUCCAUUGUUUGUGUGCUGGGUGAGUAUGCCAUUCCAAGACCUGUUGUAGCAUGAUGGUAUUUGCGGAGAUCUGGGAGUGCUGUUCCACCCCAUGCUCGUGGCAUGCAUAGGAUAUCUUGUCUGAGUCUCGCCUGUCCCCCACUCCACACGAAUCGUAUCAUAGCGGUCUGAAGUAUGAAUCCAGUUUGAUCUGGGUGGACCAGUUUCGGCAGUAGGCCUCCGAUCCUGGUGGAUAAUGUCUUGGUCAGUAGUUUUACAUCCACAUUGAGUAGGGAGAUCGGUCUAUAGCUGCUGCAUAGUUCGGGUUCUUUCCCUGGCUUCAGGAGAACCGUGAUUGUAGCCGCCAGUGACUCCUGGUGGAACUGAGCGUCCUCGAUGAGAGCAUUGACUGCGUUGGUAAGUUUUGGGAUUAAGAUGUGUUGGAAUUUCUUAUAAUAUUCUAGGGUGUCUGGGCCUGGCGCUCGACCUGUUUUAGCUGCCUUGAUCGCCUCCUCCGCCUCUGUUAUCGGUACUUCCAAGUCCUCCAAUUCCCCUCGUUGCAGUCUCGUCCCCACAUAGGUUUCAAUAUAGUUCUGCAUUUUUUCGUUCCUAUCUAUCUCAUUUGGUUGUCGUUUGCGGGAUAUUAUAUAGUGAGGAGUAGAAUGUCCGAAAUUCCGAGGCUAUCUUAUCCGGAAAUUGUGUAAUUGUGCCAUCAGCUUGCCAUAGUCUGUUGACUUGGGCUAGUCCCUGUGGACCUUUAAGCAUCCUGGCCAGUAGCCUCCCGCCUUUGUUAGCAUGUUGAUACAAUGAACGUUAGUGACCGGUCGUCAUGUGUGUUUGAAGCUGUCUCCGGGCUUCCAGUAGCUCCGCGUAUGUCGACUCGAGGUGUGAUCUUUUAUGCUGUAUUGAGUGUAGAUAUGUGGUCCACAAGGUCGGUUAUUUGUCGUUGAGAUUCUUUUCUCUUUUUGGAAGCCUGGUGCAUCAGUGUGCCGCUUUUAUGCACCUCCCAGAUCAUGGUUGCGAUGUGGUCUCCAGGUGCGUUGAGCGUAAAAUAUGAAUUGAGUUCUUCGGAGACCUGUUCCCUUACUGUAAGGUCUAGCAGUAGCGAGUCUUGGAGCCUUCAUGCCCACGAGGUUGGGCGCAUCCUUGGGGAAUCUAUCUUCAGAGUGACUGGUCCAUGGUCGGACCAUUGUGCAGCUCCUAUCUCCGCUGUUUGAAUUGUCGUCAACUGUUCUUGUUGCAUGAAUAUAUAAUCUAUUCUCUAGUAGCGUUUGUGGAUCGUGGAAUAGUGGGUGUAUUAAUAAAAAAAAUUUAAACAAAAAUAUAUACACAUAUAUGUAAUUUUACAUAAUUACGUCAUUUUAUUAAUUACAAUUUGCGGGACCUGCCUGACAACCCAGGUCGAAAGUAUAGGGAAUUUAAUUUGCUAGCACUAUAGUUAACCCUAUAACUUUCCAAGAUACCAUAAAACCUGUAGAUGGGGGGUACUGUUUUACUUGGGAGACUUCGCUGGACACAAAUAUUAGUGUUUCAAAAAAGUAAAAUGUAUUACAACGAUGGUAUCGUCAGUGAAAGUGAGUUUUGUUGCAUUUUUCACACACAAACGGCACUUACACUGACAAUAUUAUUGUUGUGAUACUUUUUACUGUUUUGAAACACAAAUAUUUGUGUUCAGCGAAGUCUCCUGAGUAUAACAGUACCCCUCAUGUACAGGUUUUAUGGUGUUUUCAAAAGUUAGAGUAAAAUAUAAGGCCUGCGUUUCAGUUUUUUCACAUUGAAAUUCUCCAGAUUGGUUACGUUGCCUUUGAGACUGUAUGGAAGCCCUGGAAUGAGAAUUACCCCCAUGAUGGCAUACCAUUUGCAAUAGUAGACAACCCAAGGUUUUGCAAAUGGGGAAUGUCCAGUCUUUUUUAGUAGCCACUUAGUCACAAACACUGCCCAAAAUUGGCAUUCAAAUUAGUUUUUUGCAUUUUUCACACUCAAACAAAUAUUAACGCUAACUUUGGCCAGUGUUUUUGACUAAGUGGCUACUAACAAAGAUUGGACAUACCCCACUUGCAAUACCUUGGGUUGUCUACUAUUGCAAAUUAUAUGCCAUCAUGGGGUAAUUCUCAUUCCUGGGCUACCAUACGGUCUCAAAGGCAACGUAACCAAUCUGGCAAAUUUCAAUGUUAAAAAACUGAAAAAUGUAACAUGCUAUAUGUGACCCUGUAACUUCCCAAAACUCCAUAAAACCUGUACAUGGGGGGUACUGUUUUAUACGUGAGACAUCGCUGAAUACAAAUGUGUAUUUUAUUGCAGUAAAAGCAAACAGUAUUAUGAAAUUCAGUUAGAAUGUCACAUUCUCUAAGUUUUUAAUUUUUUAUUCAUAUUAAAUUGUUUCAUACCUAAAUAUUUGAUGUUAAAGGAAAGCCCUGUUUCCCCUGAAUAAAAUUAUAUAUAAUAAGUGUGGGUGCACAUAAUAUGAACGGCGAAUUACGCAUGAACAGACUAAUAGUGCAAAUUCAAGUUUUUGUUUUGAUCACAACGUGUACAUUUGGCUCAGUCCUUAAGGGGGUUAAAGAGUACCGGCCACGGUAUACACUACUAUUGCAAAUAUAAAGUAAAAGGUUUUUUCACCAUAAAAAGGCUAUAAAGCUCUGAAAAACAUGGGUGAUUUUUUUUUUUUUACCUUCUCAUGUGGUUAUGAGGUAUUGAAUAAUCUGUUAUAUUUUCAAAUGAGAUGCGGUGUCCCUUCAGGAUUACUUUUUGUUUUGCACACAGCCAAGCUUCUGAAUAAACACAGUUCAUAUUUAGCACACAGUUUAGCCACCGACAGUCAGGCUACAUUCUUAUGAAUCUUGGCAAGCAUAGAAUGUGUAAAUGACCGUGUUAGCAUUGAGAAAGAUUUCACUUUAUGUCCUUAACUCUAUUUGUGUGACAAGUGGAAAAAGUCAGUUUUCUAUAAAAGGAAUACAAAAAAAAAAAUAAUACUUUUCAAAUACCACUGUGCACUAGAAAAUGUUUGUGGCCUUCUCUGAUAAUUGCAUUAAAUAGUAUGCAAUGAACAUUUAAACAUUAAAGGAAUACUUCAAGCACCAUAACCACAACAGUGCACUGUAAUUGUUAUGGUACUUGGGAGUGUUAUUUUGACGAAUCAUUCCUUAUUGAGUGCCUAUUCAAACAUUUUGUUUAUGGAAGGCAGGAUUUUCUAGUGGCUGUCUGAGGGACUGUCUCUAGAGGUCUUAGUAGGCAGCAAUGUAAACACUCUUUUCUCUGAAAAUGCUGUGUUUACAUUGAAAAGGCUACAGGGACAGGCUAUAGACACGAGAAAAACUACAUUAAUCUGUAGUGGUUCUGGUGACUAUAGUGUCCCUUUAAAAAAAAAAAAAAAAAGCUGGCUCCUAGGUUCCAAACAAAUUUGUCAAGGCCAGGACUAGGGCUGCAUAAACCAAGCGAUUUUUAACUCCUAAACGAGAGGAUCUUCGCCAUUAGGCUAAAGUUGUUUUGGUAUCUAAAGCAUCUCUUUAACACCACAAUGCAAUCAUUGCAGGUUUAAGGAGACAGUGACUCUUUACCUAGACCACUUCAAUGAGAUGAAGUGGCCUGGGUGCCUACAGUGUCCCUUUAUAGAGUCACUUUUGCAAGUCUGACCGCUAAGUAAAACUUGGCUAUUGAAAAUUUCUGUAUUUUUUUUAAUCUAGAAGGCAAAUGUACAAUGUCGCAGUAGUUGCAAAUUGUUUUUCCUUCAUAAGAUCACUUAAAAUACACAAAUAUGUGCUGUAAACCUUUAGUAAUAAUGUCAUCAGGGACUCUCCUAUUAAAUGUAAAUGUUACAUUGUAUCACUUAAAGGAUCAGAGACCUCCUGGCACCAUAACUUAAUUUAUAACAUUACGGUGCCCGGAGUGUUCCUCUAAACCAGGGGUAGUCAACCUUUUAAUACCUAAAGCCCACUUUUGUAUCUUUGUUGAUGGUAACAUUUCCUUAUCGCCCACCAGUGCCGCAGUACCAACUUUAUAGUGCAAGUAUGAUUUUUUUUUUUUUUCAUUUUUAGAAAGGAGAAAUAUGUACUUAAAUUUAUCUAUUUUUUUUCUAUUUUGGAUUCUACUUUUUUUUUUUUCUGUUGUAUGUGUGAGGGGGCAGUGUGUGUUAGGGUUGCUGUGUGGGAGGUGUGUAGUGUGUGACAGGGCAGUCUGUGUGUGUGUAAAGGGUGCAUAGGGUCUAUGCUGUGUGUAGGUGGGUGAGAUGUGAAAAUCUUAGUGUCUCCCCCUCCCUUCUUCUUACCAUUUACCAGGUAAGGGGGUACAUAAUGCUGCAAGCCCUGGUGGUCCAGUGGUGGCAUGUUCACUUUAUCCUGCAGCUUCUCCUGUCGUCCUGCGAGCACAGCACUGUAUCAGAGCAUUGCCAUGGUUAUGCACAGCAACAAUCUGACCAGGCUGCUCGCGGGAGGAACACAGAGGUUCCCAGGCCCUUCCCUCCCUCUGCUGGAACGAAGUGCCACCGGGCCAGUGUGGAACAUUUUUGAUCUCCUCACCAGCCCGAGAGGGCUUACAGCAAGGCUGGCUCUGCAUGGGCCGGCAGGGGAGAUGAAAGGAUCUUCUCUGUCGGCAUUGGUCCAUGGCCAACUAGGCCUACCCGUAGUUUUCUACAGAACCCACCACCGCCCACCUGAAAUCCCAAAACGCCCACUAGUGGACGGUAGGGACCAGGUUGACUACCUAUGCUCUAAAUAGACAUUUCCACAUCUUCACUCUCUGUAUAUAACAUAUUUUCUAUUUCAGGAAACCUAUGAAAGUAUACCAGGACCGUCCAAGAUCACGUUCCUACUUCAAGCAGUUCGGAAUGCCGGAGCUGCUGAGGAGGUAUGUCGCAGUAUAUGUUUACAUAGAAACUUCUAUUUAACAGCAUAAAUAGUGUAAUUGGUUUAUUUUGUGUGAUUUGGUACACGUAUAACCUCCUUGGUCGUCCUGGCUUUUGUUUUGCUUUUUCGUCCUGUGUAAAUGUUAAUUAUACACACUCUUCUGAAAUCCUGCAAAUGAAAAUAGUGUUUAUAAGUUUUGUUAUACCAGGAUUUCAAGCUUUGUAAUUCCAGUAUCUUGGUUUUAUCAGCAGCAUACAUGAUGAGCAGGUUUUAUCUGUUAUAGGUGUUGCUUUUGUUCUGUGUGAUGGUGUUACUGAAAGGUCAUUUUUGUGACCGGUAUAUUAUGUGCAUGGGAUGUUUGGUAGAUGCUGUGGAUUUCAUGGUUGCUUGGAGUGAAUUGUGUAACUUAUAGUAUUGUAACCAUGACAGUAAUUGAAGUUACCGCUUUUAGCAAUGACUGGUGUUCAUUGUGAUGAUUGAUGGUAUUGUUGCGGAAUGUAGCAGCCCUCCAAAUGUGUUAAAGUAACUAUCUUGAUUUUCUAUUUUUGUAUUAGUCUUAUAUUUAAAAAUCUAAUGCUUUGCUAUUAUUGAAUGUUUUAACCUAUGGAAACGCAUGUCUUGCAACUGAUAUACAAAAUAUUCUAUUAAGGAGGUUAUGGCUGAACAGCCAGGAUGUAAGUUUUGGUCAUCUUUGGUCUGGUAGACCGCUACUAAAGGCAGGCAUAACCCUACAAUAUAAACAUUUUAGAUUGCAGGAUUAAUGGGACAGGCGCAGUGCACCCAGAUCAUUUAAGUGCCCCCAUACAUAUUCUACAUAGAUUUUUUUUUUUUUUUUUCAUAUAUCCUAUGUAUACCUAAUGGAACAUUAAGUGUCAUUAAAAUGAGGGGAGAACCACUUUUUUCACUUUCGCUUAUAAUAAUUUUUAAAUAUCCAUUAAAAAGGGCUCCAAACAGAUUUACUUUCAUGUCUUGAUUGUUAAAUUCCUCCUAUAUCCAGGAUCUAAAUAAAUUUUAGGUAGUUCACUCUAACCCUAUACCAACACCCCCUCCCCUAAUGCUAUCUUAACCCUAUCCCUAAACACUAGCCGUAUACCUGCCCUACACUUAAAACUCUUCACUAUUCCUAACCCUAAAACAUCAGUAAUCCUUAGCGUAACCAUACUCAAACCCAAACCCUGUCAGUAAUGAUAUCAGGAGGUGGGUUUCCUAGUUAAAACAUUAGAGAGCAGAAUGUUUCCACCAUCUACUGGCUGUUUUCGGCAUUACAGGCAUAUCCCUGUAAUGCUGCAACUCCAGCAUUACAUGCAUUCAGCACUAUUACAGUCUGCAUAGGAGUGUGCUGAAAGACCCUUUCAGGGCUGGAGGUCUCCUUUGAGCACCUACCACUGCAAAAACGUAUUUGUUUUCUCUGCAUUUAAAGGGCUGUAUGCGGAUACAGCACAUCGGUUAGAUGAGAGACCUAGAAUACCUAGUGUGACCUGAGUUAAACCUGCUCACACUGCAUCAAUAGGCAUUUAAAAUUGUUGUAGCAUUGCCCACUUUAAGCGCUGUAUACAGCCUAUCUGUCAGUCUGGGGCCACUAAAUGGGGAGACCCAGGCAUCGAUUGAAAAUAUUAAGACAUUUCAUGCUGACCUAACAGUUACACGGAGGAUGGCAGGAAACGUCCAAAUGUCGUGAAGGGGUUAAGGAAUUAAUUGCAGACUUUCUCAACUCAGAAAAGUUUGCAAAUCAUUUUACUCACCCAAAUCAAUUUGCAUGGGAGCACAUAGAAAUAGAAACUGUAGACAUAAAAAUCUUGUGUCAACGGACUGUAGAUUUCCUUACCAUUCGUUUUUUUGGGGGGGUCUUUUCCCUUCACUUUUUCUCUUUUCUUUUAAUUUUUAGGCCAGACAAAUGGCAGCAGUACUGCUGCGUCGGCUUUUGUCAUCCUCCUUUGAAGAAGUUUAUCCAUCCCUCCCUGCUGACGUCCAGAAUGCCAUCAGAAGUGAACUUCUACUUGUAAUUCAGUUGGAAACUCAGUCCAGUAUGAGGAAAAAGAUCUGUGACAUUGUUGCAGAAUUGGCCAGAAAUUUAAUUGGUAUGGGCAUAAAACAAAUUCAUACUUUUAUAAAUUGUUUGAACUAUGUGUGACAAAUGGCUAGUGGCAAAUAGUUUUCAGACUACUAUGUUAAUAUCUUCACAUUCUCUUUGCUAUUUUUUUUCAUCUUUAAUAUUAAAUCUUCAUAAUCUCCAUGCUAAUUCAUACAUUUAUUAUAUUUACAUGGAGUGUCAGAUCAUGACCUUCAUCUCUCUGACUCACCAUAGGAACACUCUGGCCAGAGUCUGGGUGGUGUGAAUUAUACCUGGUGCGAAACCUUGCCCUUUUAUUCUUCAACUGUUGUGCAUUGUUAUUGGCUUGUCUAGAAGAGAGCACAUGCUUUAUUGUACAUUGCUGUGGAAGUCAAGCUUCCUCUCUCUUUGGAAUUUAACAAUUGCUAUUAAACACUGACAGCUAGUUAUGGCACUAAGACCAGUGGAUUAUCAUAGCUGAUUUAUAUACACCUGGAACACUGCAACUUCACGUAUAUUGGAUGUUGCCUUUAGAACCAUAUCUGUGAAAAGCAAAAUUGUAUUUGUUGACACCCGAAAUGUAUCAUUUAAAACUCAUUAAUCGGCAGCCUGAUUUUUUUCUUUUGACAUUAUCGAACCUAAAUAAAGGACACACUACUUUAUAAAACAAAAUAGUUAUAUCACCAUAGGUUAGUAUAACAAGCAUAUACAUUGCUGUAAUGCUGAACUUUUUCUUUUUAGUUAUAUGUAUUGUACUAUUCUCAUUUGCUUACUCACUAGCCUGUCUAACAGUUUUGUAAAGCAAUGUCUAAAAAAAUCUUUUUAGUCUGGUUAGCUCAGCAAGUGUAUGUCAGUGACUAUUUUUAAAGGUUAUGGUGACAAUACAAACUAUUUUUAUUUUGUUUUUGGCUUAUCUGUGUAGCUCAGAAUAAUAAACUUUGCCUUUAUUACCCAUGUUCUAUUGCAACAUUGAAUAAAAUAAAGGUUAUUUAUAAUAUAUUAUGUUUUUGGUGGUAAACCCUUAUUUGUUUUUUUUGAUUGUAAACAUGAAAUUGAUUCCACAGGAGUGUAACUUCCUUGUCUUUAUUGCUCACUACUUUGUUUCUCUAGAUGAUGAUGGCAAUAACCAGUGGCCUGAAGCAUUAAAGUUCCUAUUUGACUCUGUGAGCUCUCAGGAUGUAGGCCUGCGAGAAGCUGCGCUUCACAUAUUCUGGUACAGUCCUUUCCAGUACAAUGUUCUAUAAGGGCACUUCUAAAUUUUCAGGGCUUUAGGAAGAUGUCCUAAGUAAAGCACUUUCUUACUCAAGUGUUUCUGUUCUGUCACCUUAAAGGACCACUCUAGGCACCCAGACCACUUCAGCUUAAUGAAGUGGUCUAGGUACACGGUCCAGCUACGGUUAACCCAUUUUUUUUUUUUUUUUAUAAAAAAUGUGUUUAAUUGCAAUAUGUUUAUAAAUGGGUUAAUCCAGCCCUCAAAUCCUCUAGUGGCUGUCUCAUUGACAGCCGCUAGAGGCGCUUGUGUGAUUCUCACUGUGAAAAUCACAGUGAGGACACGCAAGCGUCUAUAGACCGGCUGAAUGCGCACGCAGCCAGCCGAAAGGGAGGAGAGGAGGAGGAUCGGAGCCAGAGAGCCCCCCGCCCAGCACUGGAGAAAGGUAAGUUUUAACCCCUUUCCUCUCCCCAGAGCCCGGCGGGAGGGGGACCCUGAGGGUGGGGGCACCCUCAGGGCACUAUAGUGCCAGGAAAACGAGUAUGUUUUCCUGGCACUAUAGUGGUCCUUUAACUAAAUCUUCAUCAGCAGUAGAAUUUUUUUUGUACUUGUAAUUUUCUUAUAAAAGUUAUUCUAAGAAGGAAAAUAAUUGUGAGAAUACUCAAUGUGUUGUAUGUAUUUAUUUAGAACAGAACACAUGCCCAUUCUUUCUAAAUGCAUCUGUCGUGUAUUUAAAUUUUUUUCCCAGGAACUUCCCAGGCAUAUUUGGAAAUCAACAGCAACAUUACCUUGAUGUCAUCAAAAGGAUGCUUGUGCAAUGCAUGCAGGACCAGAACAUUCCUGUGGUAAUUCAUAUAUCUUGUUUUAUUUUAUAGGAUAUAGAGAGAUCAUGAUUCUCAUUUUUAAAUAGCUAGUUAUUGAAGUUCACUAUAGUAUUGACAGGCAACAGGACAGACUUUAAUCUCAAACAUUUAAAAAAAAUUGAUCUUAUUUCUUUAACAGAUCAGGACUUUGUCUGCUCGGGCAGCUGGUGCAUUUGUACUGGCCAAUGAGCACAACAUUCCUCUGCUGAAGCAUUUUGCAGACUUGUUACCUGGCAUUUUGCAGGUGAGUGUUAAGGACAUUAAAGAACUCUCUUGUUUUGGGAUUUUUUUUUUCUUCUUUACACUGAAUUCUACUCUAUACAGUUUAUUUGUGGAUUUCAAAACCAUUCCAAUGUCAUCAAAAUCAUGUGAGUGCCAUUGAGCAUACUUUUUUCCCCCCUUCCUAUUGAUUGGUUUUUUUUUUUCCUUCUCCUUUUUGCAUUAGUCUGUUAAUGAAUCCUGUUAUCAGAAUGACGACUCUGUUCUGAAAUCACUGGUUGAGAUUGCAGACACUGUUCCAAAGUUUUUGAGACCAAAUCUAGAGGCAACAUUACAGCUGAGUUUGAAGGUACACCACUUGAUUGAAAGAGCAAAAAAUUAUGAUUGUUUUACACUGAAGCUGACAAAAUAUUCUGUCAUGUACAGCUGUGUGCAGACCACUCUUUGAGCAAUAUGCAGCGGCAACUUGCUUUGGAAGUUAUUGUGACCCUUUCUGAGACUGCUGCAGCAAUGCUGAGGAAACAUACAGCCAUUGUUGCCCAAGCCAGUAAGUAUGUCAUUUUAUUGUUUACAUUAAGGGGGAAAAAAAAGUUUAAAAUCGCCUAUAAAUGAACUUAUAUUUCAUAAGAUGUAGUUUUCUUUUAAAUUUAUAGUAAAGAGUUCGCGAACUGCAUCCUAACCCAGUUCACAGUAGCUAAACACAAGGCAAACAUUGUAGACAAGAAGGAGAAAUAUAAACAUUUCAGUUCUCCACUAUAUGCUUUCUCUAUGCUGGCUGCCAAAUUCAAAGGACAUGGCUUAUAACAGUGAUUUACAUGGAACUAAGAUGGAGGCAUCCAGUUGCAGAACAGAUGUGUGGAUUUAUACAUUCUGUUUUCUUUUUCACAGCUCACUAAAACAUAAUUUUUAAAUAUAAGUAAAAGUAAGCAUCAAUUUACUGGAAUGUGAACGUUUCUCAAAAGUACAGUUUCUGAAAUGCAGAAUUAAUCAAAUGUAAUCCUUUUCCUAAUAUGUGUUAAAGCAGCACUGUCAUGCUGAAUCCCAUUUUUUUUUAACCCGCCUCCACUACAUCUAAUUGACCCCUAGUCGCCCCCCAUAUUACCUAUUUUUUAUUCUUGAUUCAGGGCGCUGCCAUCUUUGUGUGGGUAGAUGAAGUCCCUGUGGGAUACGUCAUCUGCCCACACUAGAUAGCGCUGAGAUUCCCGCACAUACCCAGUGAAACACUGAACAAUCAGAAAGACGAAUAAAUGGAUAGAAAUCUCAGACGAACAAACUAACACUGUGUAUCAGUGUUCGUUUAGUUUAUUACAAGGAGGGAGCUACCGGCACGCAGCUCCCUCUUUGUAAUAUGUAAAGAUAGAAGCGUCAGGGAGCAGUGCUCCCCGCCACUUCCUAAGCCCCCCAGGUUCCCCCUCACUCUAUGGGGGUCAGUAUGAGGGGCAUGUCUACUAAACAGUGAGCAGCCUUUAUAAGCCUUCCCCGCUCUGCGGAACUCAGUCUGCACGGAGCCCUCCAUGGGUGAAGAUGGAUUAUUUUUUUGCGGUCGUUUUUUUUUUGUUUGUUUUUUGUUUUUGUUUUGUUUUGUUUUUGUGCUUGGGUUUAUUUUAUUUUAAGUUCUGGUAUGAUGGUUUAUUUGGCCUUUUUUGGGGCUGAAAAAUUAAGAUUUUAGAAUACAGACGACGUUGAAUGGUAAGUUUUAAUUUUACUUUACAGGUUAGUAAUUUUAUUCCCCCUCACUAUUUUUUAGGGUGAGGGGGGUAGGUAGGGGACUUUUUAUUUGGGUGGGGGGGGGUGAGUGACUAGGGGCUUGGGGACCCCCAGUCACCUUUGAGGGGGUAGGUGUGUGUGUCCCCCCCCCCGUCCUCUCAUUAUCACUAUGACCCCACCCACCGCCUGGGGGGGGGAGGACAAUAGGCUCCCCCCAUUAUCAUUAUGGCCCACACCUGCCGCCCAGGGGUGGGGGGAGGACAGUAGGUCCACCCUCAUUAUCACUAUGGCCCCCCUCCUCCCGUCAUUAUCAUUAUGGCCCCCACCCGCCAAUUUAGGUCUUUCAGCCUUUUCGGAGAUAACUCCCUGAUACCGUGGGAAUUAGGGAGUUAUCUACUAAGCGGCUGCAAGAUGCAGCCACAGCACGAAUAGGAUCGGAGUUUCAUUCAUUCAAAUGAAAUUCCGAUACGAACAAAGUGCCGAAUUGCGUUCUAAAACAAACGAAACAUACUGUUCUCAUUCAGUUAGAAUGCAAUUCGGCAGUUUCGUCUAAAAUGACAGGAAGCAUCGUGGGAACACAGAGGAAAGGUAAGAAUCAUGGGAAAAUUGCUCUGACCAGCGGAAAUGAAACACACUUUGCUCCUCCGCUGGUCAGAGCUGGUCAAGCGGAGGAAACCUCCAUUAGGCAAAGAGUCCCUACUUUGUCUUAUUAUUUUAAAGAAAACAGGAAGAAAAGAAGAACAGAUCCUGAGAGAGGGGGAGAAGAGGAAGAGAUUGAGGAAAGCUAAGUUCAGCAUGACAGUGCCGCUUUAAUAUUUAAAGGGACACCCCACUGCCCAAAUACAUCACCAUUUAGUACUUAUACCCUGAUGCACAAUUAAAUGCAUGCAUGUUUGCAUUUGUUAAUAAGUGGUAUAUCUAAAACCAGCUUGCAAAAGCUGUUGCCUAAAAGUGGAACUUCAGUUAUCUUGAGUGUUACAUUGGGACAUAGUUCUACGUCUAAGGAAUACAAGUGUGCAAAAUGUUUAUAUAUGCACAUGUACCUUGUAAUAUGUUCUAGAGAUCAGUUUUUGCUCCCAGGAGCUAGGACCGUCCUGAAAUGAGAUUUUUGUAAACAUGCAUAUAAACAAAAUUUGUUGUACACCCUGAUAGAUAUUUUAUGUAUAGAUAACCCCCCUCACCCCCACUCCCAAAUUCAGAUAGCCAGCAAUUAUCACACUACAGUUUCCAUGAUCAUCAUUGUAUCAAGGUAUUUGUAGCUCAGUAAAUAGAAAGUUGCAGGUUAGGCACCCUGUUGUUCAGAAAGAAAAAGUAAUGUUUAAUGAAAUUGUAAUACAUAUAAAUCAGAGGCGAAAUCAAAUCAAAGAUUAUGUAAUUCCCUAUUAAAGUCCUGAUCUGAAAAGGUUUGUAAAGAAAUGUGCUAUAUAGAAAAGGCUUAGUCAGCUAUUCUCAACCACUACUGUUUUAUUAACACAUGAAAAACGCUAUGUGCGGUGUAUGCUAUUGUGUGUGACUUUGUAAUACAGUUGCCAGAAUAUGGCUUCCUUUUUUUUUUUUUUUUUUUUCAAUUCAUAGCAACAAGGACCAAAACAUCAGAACCACUUUAUUUGUAUUUUUAUUAUUAUUAUUAUUAUUUUAUUUUUUUUUUACUAAUGGCAUGUCACAUAGGUACUUCCAAAUCCAUGUUUUAAAGUGUUUCUACAAAUUUUGUGUUUGAAUCAAAAGCAAUAUUUUCUAUGUGGUGGGUAAAAUAAUGAAAUUAAAGCUCCUGGGUUUUUUUUUUUUAGUCCCUCAGAUGUUAGCCAUGAUGGUUGACUUAGAGGAGGAUGAAGACUGGUCAAAUGCAGAUGAACUAGAAGAUGAUGAUUUUGACAGGUACUGUCUUGUAAUGAGUUUCUCAGAACCAAUAGUUAUAUACAUGGUAUUAAUAAUCCGUACAAUUUGAGGGCCUAUUUGCAAUACUUGGUCCAUUCUUCCCCUCACCCCCUCCAUACAGCACUAAACAGAUCUUUAGAGUUUAAAGUGUUAUUCCAGAGCUGCUGUUUGAGUUCAUUACUUGACACAGGGCUAGAUUACAUUUGAUUAAUAAGUGUUACCAAUGCUCUGAUUAGAUUUCUAACUUCAUAUAGACUUUAAUGGAGUUGGAAAUGUAAUCAGACAGAGCAAUGGUAAAGCUUACAAAUCAAAUGUAAUUUAUCUAGCCCUUACUGUUUUGCAUAUAAUAUUUUUCUAGGACCAUUCUUUAUUUGGAUAAUUGGUAAAAAAAAAAAAAAAAAAUGUUAAAUAUGAUUGUUACAUAGAAUUAAAUUAAUAUCAACAAUAUAUUAUUCUACAGUCAUAUUUACAGAUUUUUAUUUAUAUUGUUUUUUUUAAAGUUAUUUUCUGUCCAAUUUUGGUGUUACUUUCAAUAAAGUUGUGGUUAUUUUAUUGGCUUGUAGUUUUUAAUAUUGGAUUCAUUUAAAAAAGUCUAAUAUUAAUAAAAUUAUAGAAAAAAAACUUUUUUAAAUUCAUUUGGGGGAAAAAGUCCUUUUUGGUUUCGGGCCAAGGGCAUCCUGAAUUUUCGGUUUCGGCCCAGAAUUUUCAUAUCGGUGCAUCCCUGAUAAAUAUAUAUAUUUUUUAUUUAGAGAUAUACAAGAUGCCAAAGCAUUUUGUCUACUGGACUAAUACGGCUAAUCCAAUCUACAGUGUGUGUGUGUGUGUAUGUGUGUGUGUGUGUGUAUGUGUAUAUAUGUGUGUGUAUGUGUAUAUAUGUGUGUGUAUGUGUAUAUAUGUGUGUGUGUGUGUAUAUGUGUGUGUGUGUGUGUGUGUGUAUAUGUGUGUGUGUGUGUGUGUAUAUAUGUGUGUGUGUGUGUGUGUUGAGGGGAGGGGGUGUUGCACACCCCAGAGCUAACUUGUUUUACCCAGCCAGUGUAGGGUUGGGUGGGUGUACUGUUGGAUGGGCAGCGCUUCGGCGUCCGUGAGGGGAGUACUGUGCGUACUGUUAGAUUUUUUUACUGUAGAUUAUAAGUGUAAGGAGAAAAGAACAUGAACAGCAAUAACAAAAGGGUGCUUGGGUGGUCGGCGUAGGCUUCAGGUCGUGGUACUGUUGGGCAGUCCCAGUGUGGCAAGUAAGGCAGGACCCUCUUCCGGAUCAGAGACCUUAUAGGAUUUAUCAUCAUUGGUUACCCAGAGCAAUCUCGGGGUUGCCCACCUGUAAGUGAGUCUUACUGUUUGUGGGGGGGUGGUUAUGGGCUGCAUGCUCUUGCGCCAUGAUAGUGCAUCUGUGCUCAGGUCUUGGAAGGCGAUUUGGUGCGUCUCAAAGUUGUAUGGCGUGUUUCCAUUAAUAGCAGCAAAGAGGGCUAUUUUAUCUGUAAGAGUUUGGCAUUGUAAAAUGAGGUUGCGGGGUGCCGCCUUUGGCGCUUGCGGUGAUUUGGCAAUGCGAUAUACGCCAUGGUGGGUAGGAGCGAGGCCACUAAACACCUUAUAAAAUGGGGAAGUUCCCCCUGCAAUACAGAUUCUGUUCCCCCUGAUCUUAACAUUCUUCCUCUUACCCCUGUCAUCUAGCAGAUUAAUUUGCCUGGUGAUAGUGGUCUGUGUGGCUUGCAUCUGGGUAACUAUCUUUCAGUGCGAUUAGGUUUUGUUGCAGGUCUCUCACUUCCUCUUCUGUGGCUUGAGUGUGGGCUGUCACCACCUGUACGUCUGCCUGCCACAUUUGCUGUAAGUUGCGUUGGAGUCUAGCCAGCAUGUUCUGAAUAUCCUGCUUGGUCACUGAGGCUGAUUCUCCUGUGGUCUGUGGGUUUUCUCAGUCCGUGUUGGCUGUGGCCAUGCUGGGCAUGGAGUUCUCAUCUUCAGAACUCGUGGGUGAGGCUUCCAUUGCGGGUCCGUGCCGGUGGAGAGGACUGUAGCAUGAUGCCUAUGUCCCGUUGUGGCGUGGAUGCGCCUGGGGUCUACAUUUCUUCCGAAGUGUAUAAAUCGAACUCUGCGUGCUGUGAGCGCGUCUUUAGCCUCGCUGCUAACUCUCCGACCAGGUCCUGUUGCUGCUAACUCUCCGACCAGGUCCUGUUGGCGGGCGCUCACACGGUAGGCCCCAGGCCUUUAAUGCAGAGUUUAGUGCCGGGGUUUGGAAGAAAUGCAUCUGCAGAUUCAGCAGAGUUCCCUGAGUCAAUGUCUGUAGCCAGUUUUGCCUAUAGCGCUUGGAUUCUGCUUUAGGUUAUCGGAGCUAUUGGAAAUGGCGGCUGCUUCAUUGCGCUGCAGGCUGCGCCCACUAUGCGGAACCUUUUAUGAUAUAGAUAUAUAGAUCUCUUACUGUGUACUUUUUUUCUUGCAGUAAUGCAGUCGCAGGUGAAAGUGCUUUAGACCGAAUGGCAUGUGGCCUGGGUGGGAAAAUUGUCCUGCCAAUGAUUAAGGAGCAUAUCAUGCAAAUGCUGCAAAACCGUAAGUGUUGUUUUUUUUUUUUUUGUUUAAUUUACAUGUACAUAUAUAUAUAUAUAUUGUGCUGAGUACUUUCCCUUGAACAUAGCUUGACUUCUGUUUUCUGUUUGGUGCUUGGCUCAGUGACAUUGUAGGGAUGUAUUUUAUGAUGGGUAAUUUAUUCAGAGCUCACCGUUUAAUCAAAUAUUUAUUUGGAUGGGAGCACUUUUUAAUUUAAUUGCUGUUUCACCAUCUCAAAAAAGCUCUGGGUUGAAUUAUAAAAAUAGGACCCUUGGGAAAUAAAACCUUUUUAUUUUUAGUCUAAAUAAAAGUUUGAAAAAAUUGAAUUGGAAACUGAUAAAAUAUCUCAAGAGCCGUGCUGCCCAUGCCUAGUAUCACAUGUCUGUGAGUACAUACAUUUAUUUCUUUGUGUUGAUUUACAGCUGACUGGAAGUACAGGCAUGCUGGUCUGAUGGCAUUAUCCGCCAUUGGUGAAGGUUGUCACCAGCAAAUGGAGGGUAUUCUCAAUGAGAUGGUCAACUUCGUUUUACUUUUUUUGCAAGAUCCUGUAAGUCAUUUGUUUAUUUUGUUACCUUAUUCUCCACAUUAAAAUAGUGCGUAUUAAUAUUUUACAACCGUGCAGCAAUCUUGAUCCAGUGGUGAAGUUAUUUGAGCAGCUGUGCUAAUAUGCUGAUCAGUACCACGUUAUUUUAUUCAAUAAAACAUAGCAUACAUUUAUAAAAUAGGAUUUAAUCUGAAUAUCUAGAUUUUUUUUUUUUUUUUCAGCAUCCCAGAGUUCGUUACGCUGCCUGUAAUGCUAUUGGACAGAUGGCAACUGACUUUGCACCAGCUUUUCAAAAAAAAUUUCAUGAGAAGGUAAGAAACCACCUUAUUUAAAUUGGCUACAGUUACCCAACUGUUGCCAACAUUUCCCUCAACAUAAAACCCAAUGGAGUUUUCUUCUCCUUUGACCGGGCAGGAGAGGUGAAUCCUACGAACAUAGUUUGUAAAAGAUUAGCCGUUCUACUUUCUCCUCCAAAUGGAGUAUGACUAGAACCCCCUGAACCUAAUAAAAUAAAGUUCUAUAAAGUUUGUGUUUUAGUAGUCUAGAUUGACUAUCUUAUAGCGUAAACUAAUUAAGCACAGUAAUAUAAAUCAGGUAGUCUUAUUUUUCUCAAUUUUCUGUACCUGUGCCAAGUAGAUUCUUUAUUUGUUCAUUACAGGUUAUUGCCAGUCUGCUGCAGACAAUGGAGGACCAAGGAAAUCCCCGUGUUCAGGCUCAUGCAGCUGCUGCUCUCAUCAAUUUUACUGAAGACUGUCCGCAGACCCUUCUUAUUCCAUAUCUGGAUAACCUAGUAAAGCACUUACAUGCCAUUAUGGUGGUCAAACUGCAAGAGGUAAUCUCAACCAAAUAUUUAACUAAAAUUAAAAACACAGAAAUUUCCUCUGGCCUCCCUUAUGUAUUUUGUGUUUGGCCACUCUGCAUUUAAAAUAAGUGAUAAGCAUUGUAUUUGAGACCUAAUGUACAUGACUAUAUGCCAUGUCACCUCUAUAUGAGCAGACAAAAUAGCAAAUGACCAUUGAGCACAAGAGAAUUUGGAAUUAUUCAAAUUAAGUUCACCUAAAAAGUGUCAGCAAGUGUUACUAUGAUUAUGGAAUUUGUUAUUUAUCUGUUUAAUAUUGUUAAGACAGGUAUUAAUCAUGAAAACUCACUGUUCUUUUUCCAGAAGUACAUUCCAUACAGACGUUUGGCUUAUAUUUUUAUUUGCUUAAUUUUUGUGUUAAUAGUGUCUACCUUUUCAUAAACAAACUUUAAGAAAAUCUCAAUUUUAAUCAGAUUUUGUCCUUCCAAAACAAUUGUUUUUGGUAUUGUGUUUUUUUUAGUUAGGCAUUUGUUUUUAGUCAAGUGAGCCUUAAAAUAUCACCUGGUGUAAUUGGAAAAAUAAUGCAGUAUUUGUCUUCUAUUUUCUGUCAUCCAAUAUCAUUCCAGUCAUUUAAAUCAUUAUGGUCCUUCUGUGGUUUUUUUUUUUUUUUUCUUUCAUGCAGAAGAUAUUACAAAUACUUGACAUACUGUAUUAAAGAUGGCAUGAUUGUAUCGCCAUUCUUAAAGGGAUACUAUAGGCAUCAACCCAACUUUACCUUAAUGAAGCAGUUUUGAUGUGUAGAAAGAACAUGCCCCUGCAGUCUCACAAUUCUUUAUAAUUUGAGUUUUCUUUGUUUACUCACACAGCCUCCAUAAAAAAAGUUUUUUUUCAAUCAGAUCUGAACUUGACUCUUAACUCUGUAAAUUAAACUGUAAUCACGCACCGGAGGAUCUAGCAGGCCAUUAAUAGCGCAGGAGAUAAGAAAUGACAAAUUCUACACACUGUGCAAUAAAGGAAGUUUAAACAUUAGAUCUUUCUUUAGAGGAAGAGCUUAGGAAGGAUAAGUUACAAGCAUGGAUGUGUGGCUGUAUAAACGAAUUGAUUUUAUCCCUAAAUGGCAGAGCAUUGUAUUGUUUUGAUCUUUAUACUAGAACUGCUUCAUUAAGCUAGUUUCGUUUUGGUGCCUAUAGUAUCACUUUAAUUCUUAAAUCAUGGUGUUUGAGUGGUCCUAUGGGAUAUAGCUGUUGUUGCCACAUAAGUAUAGUUUGUUUUGUGUUUUUUUUUUUUUUUUUGGCUAUUUAACCCCUUAAGGACACAUGACAUGUGAUGUCAUGAUUCCCUUUUAUUCCAGAAGUUUGGUUCUUAAGGGGUUAAAGGACCUGCUACUGCAGUUUAAAUUGUCUUGUGUUGGUACUAUUUUCUGAAAACUUGUUUACCUAUAAUAUAUCAAUGUUCUCUUGCAAAAUGUUUGAAAAACUGAACUCUUCUAAUAGAGUAUAUUUGUUUUGCAGCUUAUUCAGAAGGGUACAAAGCUGGUACUGGAACAAGUUGUGACUUCAAUAGCAUCUGUAGCUGAUACCGCUGAAGAAAAAUUUGUUCCCUAUUAUGAUUUGUUUAUGCCAUCCCUGAAGCACAUUGUGGAAAAUGCUGUGCAGAAAGAACUCCGGCUUCUAAGAGGGAAGACAAUUGAGUGCAUCAGUCUAAUUGGUUUGGCUGUUGGCAAGGAGAAGGUAAGAGUUUUGGUUAUGGCAAAAUGCUAAAUAACACAACUAUAAAAAAUUACUGUAAGUGUUAGAUUUGAGCCAUUUAGAGAAAAGCACUACAUCUCUUAAACCUAAUUUGCUCUGUUUCAUAUUGAACGCUGUUUUUUAUUUCACUCUCUAUUUCAGUUCAUGCAAGAUGCUUCUGAUGUUAUGCAGCUGCUGCUGAAGACACAGACUGACUUCAGUGACUUGGAAGAUGAUGAUCCACAGGUCUGUUUCUUGACAGAACUAUAAAUAGUAGCUAUUUUCCCUGCUAGAGGAGUGCAUGUUUGAUGCACUCGGCAGGGUUUAUUUUUAAAAUACUUUUGGGCCGUGAGGAGUAAUUUGUCUGGAAAGAAAAACCUGAAAUUCUUUGGAGCAAUAAUGUAAUCAGCCUCUGUGUCUUUUUUUUGCUGAGAGUUGCUUUUUUUUUUCCCGGAUGUGGCCCUGUAGAUAUAUAAAAAGCUAAAUAUUUAAAAUCCUUCUCCUUAAGUUGAGUUGUGCAGUUUGAAGAAAAAAAAUAAAUUAAGAAAGAAAAAGGCAUAUUUCUGUACUUGAGCAGAGUGGGCAAUAUCUACAUUUUAAACAUGCAUUGUAUUUAAUAACCGAUGUCUUAUUUUAUUUAAAAAUUCUUUAGAUUUCAUAUAUGAUCUCUGCUUGGGCACGAAUGUGCAAAAUUCUGGGCAAAGAGUUUCAGCAAUACCUUCCUGUGGUCAUGGGACCGCUAAUGAAAACUGCAUCUAUUAAGCCUGAGGUGGCUCUUCUGGACAGUAAGUAUAUUAUCCAAAUUUUCUCCUUGAUCCCCUUGUGUUCUCAACAUCCCUAUAGCAGCCAGCAUUAAAUCAUCACCACAGUAUUAUUUAACCAAGGGCUUGAAAUUUCAACGCCUAUGCCACUAGCCAGACAGAAAAGUGACUGAUUAAUGCAAGCCUUGGAGGGUCUCUGUCAAAAUAACAGGGGGAUUUCUACUUGCCAGGCUGAAUUUUCACUUGCAAGUAGGGUUGACAUUUUAAGCCCUUCUUUAACCCUUUCUUCAGAAAGUUUUUUUUUUUUUUGUUUGUGUUUUUUUAACUAUCUAAAUAAGGAUUGGCAUUGUUGCUGUUUUUACACAGAUUUCAGUUUCUCAUUAAGGGCAUUGUGUGUGUUUCGUAUCACUCAUUUAAAAUUUUAAAGUGCUGCAGAAUGUUUGUCCUAUAAAUGCUUAAAUAUUGUGUGUGUGUGUGUGUGUGUGUGUUAGAUAUAAUAAAAUCUUUGCUUCUAUGCCUGAUAGAAUACAACUUAGUCUUUGCAUAUCUCAUUAAAGUAACUUGACACCAAUCACAAAAACAGUUUUUUUUUUGUUUUUUUUGUUUUUUUUUUUGUUUUUUUUAUAAACAGUUUGUAAAAAUUAAAUACAUUGGGUGUGAUUUAUCAAUGUGUCAUGAUAAGAAAUAUUGUGCAAAGAUUUAAAAAUAAAAAAGUCACCAGUGGAUAUGGCUGCUGGUUCACAGACUUCCAUGGUGAUUGCUGUAUUUUUAGUACUUUGCUCCAGUUUUAUUUAUUUAUUUAUUUAUUUUUUACCUGAUACUUUGAUAGAUUUCAACAAGUGAGUACAUUUGCAUUAAAAUUCAAAUACAUUUUUAAGGAAAAACUAAAAAGUUAUGACAUUGUGUGUCUUCAUGGUAUCCAUGCUUAAUUAAAAUUAGAUUUAUUUUUUACCUCCCUUAGCACAAGAUAUGGAGAGUAUGAGCGAUGACGACGGCUGGGAAUUUGUUAAUCUGGGAGAUCAACAGAGUUUUGGAAUCAAGACUGCCGGACUUGAAGAAAAGGCAACUGCAUGUCAGAUGUUGGUGGGUCUCCCAAGAAUUCUAAAAUAUAUAACCUUUAAACAAGUUUUAAGCGUUAUUUUUUACUGUUUUUACACAUUUAGUCACAUGGGACUAUAUCUUACAACUUGUUGUUCACUGACUGUUAGAAGAACCACUCAAAAUCGGUUUCCUUCCGCUUAACCAAAACUAUAUAUGUAAUGAAGCCAUUUUAACGGGGAACAAUUGAAAUGUGUCUAGGAAAGACCCAUUUCACUACAUUAAAGGAGCACUCUAAAUACCAUACAGUAAUCAUGGUGACAGGGAUUUCCUCCCACCAUUCCUUGUUAAAGGGUCGAACCAUUUGUGAACAGAUUGGCACUUACCUGAGUCCCACAGACACCUGCACUAAUUCCAGUUUUCUCCAUACUGUUAAAUCCGAAGUGUGGAUUAAUCUUUAACUAAGUACAUUUUGUGCACGUUUUCAGAUUGUCUGGCAGCAUCUGUUGACACUCUCAGCCGAUCACAAACUUGAUGUAGCUAAAGAGAAGAGAAGCUUCUCUCCUUCAGCUGUAGGACGGCACCAGAUGCUUGCAGAAGGCUGCUGUCUUUAUGGUGCUACUUAAAUAACGUUUUAGUUUUCCUUAUUAAGAUGACCUUUUAAUAUUGUAUAUUUUGGGGGAGUGAAUGUUAUAUAAUGCAUCAACAUUGUUAGUGUCACCAAGAACUUAAAUGAGGUUGUGUUCUUGCAAAUUUUUUUCCUUUUUUCAAAGUUGCCAAUGUUUGCUGAACUUCAUAAUUCUUUUUUUUCUUGUUAGGUUUGUUAUGCCAAGGAACUAAAAGAAGGGUUUGCUGAUUACACAGAACAAGUUGUGAAGCUAAUGGUCCCGUUGCUUAAAUUUUAUUUUCAUGAUGAUAUCCUUUGUCUCCUCAAAAUUUUAAUUGUACUUUAAAAUGUAUUGUUGAUGUUUUUGUUUUAAACCUGUUGUUCUCAUUUGAAAAGAGGCAUAUUGACCGUAGUACAUGCUCCCAUUGCAUGAAAUAAGCAUUUUCCUGACAUAUGGUGGCAGUACAAUAGGGAUGUACUCUUCUCUCGGGACAAGCAUCUGAAAUAAAUAUUUAACAUAAAAAGUUCCUCCCCUUACCAGGUAUAAGAGACCAAACCAGCCCUGUGACCUCAGUUCUCUUUCUUGUUCCAUCAGGAAUGGAUGGCAUCUGGAAUGAGAUGGUGAGGGUUGCUGCCAGGGGGAUCCGGUCUGAUAGCCUCCCGGGUGGAGAGCUGAAUGGCCAGCAAGCAUCCUGCAGGAUUACGGGGCAGAUAUGGUAAGCCUGCUUUAUGCCGAGUGCAGUCACCGGCGAAGCAGGGAAGCGGUCUCUAGUGGCAGCAAAUCACUACCCGCCGGAGCCGCAUGCGCAUGGCGGUGGAAUGCACGCCCGGGUGGUUAUGCGUUCCACCGGAGUUCCGACCGCGCUAUGAGCAGUCUGAACUCCCCGAAAUGGCACCAGAUUUUAAUCGGAUCUGCCUAUUUAUGCUGUGCAGAUCUUACUGUCAGAAUGGAGUUUGGCAGUGAAGGUCUCCCGUGUCACCAGCCCCCCCACACAGGUCAGAGGUUUUAGAGGUAAAGAUUCUUUAGGUCUCUAAUCUUUAAAACUCUCUAUUUUUGUUUCUACAAAUAUGGUUUAUUUUCCUAUGUAUUGCAGAUAUGUCUAGUCCUGUUGCUACUGAUAAUAUGGAUAAAGACAAAGUGCCUGCACCUGCUUCUAAAAAAGCCAGUUCCAAAGCUAAACAUCUCUGUUGUAGUGAAUGCUCCACUCCUUUACCAGAUGGUUUUAAAAGGAAAGUCUGUAAUAUUUGCUCUUCUUUGACGCUAGAAAAAUCCAAGCAACAAGAGAUGAAAUCUUUUUUUCUUAGUUUCAGGAUAACCUGGCCCAGUCUUUUGAGUCUUUUAAAGAGCCUGCACACACUUCUCCUGUAAAAGCUACUAAACAGAAGUCUAAAAGGAAGAGAACACCGUCUAGUUCAGAACUAUCCUUGGGUGAAUGUUCUUUUUCUUAUUCAGAAGUGUCUAGCGACUUCUGUUACUGAGGUUGCUUUUCCUCAUGAUGAAUAUAUAAAUGGCAAUAAUAAUAAUAAUUGAGAAAAUUUAUUAAAGAAGUUAAUGUUAUCUUUUCUGAUGAAACGGUAGACAAAUCCAAGGGUAAAGCACUUCCAGUCCAACAAAAAAUGCUGGAUUUGAUAUUUAGAGAAUGGAAGAACCCUGAGAAAAAGGGCUUUUAUCUCCAGACAUUUUAAAAGUAUUGUUAAAAUGGAGGAGGAAGAUAAAUGGGAAGAAUUGCCGGUAGUUGAUGUACAAGUGGCUUAAUUGUCUAAAAAAAAAAAAAACUACCAUACCUAUUGGUGAAGUUUCUGGUCUGAAAGACCCUAUGGAUAAGAGGGCUGAAACUUCCAGCAGAAGGGCUUAUCAGGCUGCAGGUUUUCAGGCUAAAGCAGCAUUAGCCGGGGCUUCAGUGUGAGAGCUCAGAAUCUUUGGCUUAACACUUUGGAAGAUGGUCUGGGUGAUAACCAAGACAAAGGCCUUUCCCUCCUGUUCCAAAAUGUAAGGUUGUCUAAUGAGUACCUUAUGGAUAUUAUCACAGAGGUGAUUAAGCUUUCGGCUUGUGUCAUGGGUUUGACAUCUGUGGCCUGAAGGGCACUGUGGCUUAAGGCCUGGACAGCAGACACUGCAUCAAAAUCUGCAGUAUGUGAGCUGCCGUUGGAGAAGAAAAAGUUGUUUUGUUCUCCUUUAGAAGAGUUAAUCUGACAGAUGUCGGAAACCAAGAAGGCCCUGCCUCAAGACAGGAAACCCAGGUAAAGAAAUUUCCAGUUCAAAAACCGUAGGAGCUUUCAAGAAAAACCCAUGUUUUUUUUGUCAACAAAGGAAAGAUCCAAGAUUUGACACACAAAAAGACAAUAAGUCUGACAGAAACAAAAGUUUCUGACGCCAUCAGAGUGGGCGGAAGGUUGCAAGGUUUUGUUCACAGAUGGAGGGAGACCACUACAACUCCAUGGAUUCUGAAUCUGGUGCAAAAAGGAUACCGAAUAAAAUUUAGAUGUUCCAAGACCAAGUUUCCUUGUCUCCUCCUACCGGUCAAAGUUAAAAAACCAAGCCAUUUUUUCUGCCACGGUCUCCCUGUUAAGAAAAGGUGUGGUAGAAAGGAUUCCAACCUCCCAAGUAUAUCAGGGUGUAUACUCCCGGUUGUUCCUAGUCCCAAAACCAGACAUGUGUCUUCGUCCAAUCUUGGAUCUAAAAAACCUGAAGAAGCUCAUUCCUUACCAACAUUUCAGAAUGGAGACUAUAGCGUCUGUCACUCAUAUCCUUCGAAAUAUCCAUAUUCCUAUGGAUGGGAAAUCAAGAAAAUACCUGAGGUUUGUUAUAAGGAAAGGGGAAAAUGUCCAUUUCCAAUUCAGAGCCCUUCCAUUCGGGCUAGCUUUAGCACCCAUGAUUUUUACAAAGGUCCUCACACCUGUCACAGCUUUUUUUGAGGAUGCAAGGAAUCACAGUAGUACCUUACUUGGACGACUGGUUAAUAAAGGCAGACACAAGAGGCGCUCUAUAAUCAGAUGUUGCCUAUACACUAGAAAUCCUGGAAGAACAUGGUUGGAUUAUCAACCUAGAAAAAUCACACCGUACCCCUACAAGGUCUAUCCUGUUUCUAGGGUUUUUGAUCAAGUCAGACACUCUGUCGGUUCAUCUGACAAGAGAAAAAAGAUAAAGAUUUUAAUUAAAAAACCUUCUUCUGAUGUCAGAUUGUUCGGCGAGGAAAGCCAUGCAUGUUUUAGGUCAUCUGACCUCUACAAUCCCGGCAGUAAAAUGGGCCAGAGCAGAAUCAAGGCCCUUACACUGGGAAAUUCUUGUCCAAUGGUCAAAGAAGGAAGAAGAUUUGGAUGCAUUAAUGAGUAUAUCAGGUCAUACAAAAGAAAAACUCUUAGUGGCUAGAGGAAAAAUUCAUUACAGAGGGCCUGUCUUUUCAUCAAAAAUCUUGGAUUGUGAUUUCUACAGAUGCUUCAAAUACAGGUUGGGGAGCUCACCUCCUGUUUCACUUAAGACAAGGUGGUCAAAAAAGGAAACAAAGGAAUCUUCAAAUUUCAAGGAGUUGUUGGCAGUACUCUACGCUCUUCAGCAGUUCAAGGAUUUCACUGUUUUCCUUCUUGGGAUUUGUCUUUAGUUUUGAGAUCUGUGUACUCAGCCUUUCGAACCUUUAGAAGAAGCUUCAUUGAAGAAUAUGUCCCUGAAGACCGUGUUUUUGGUGGCCAUUACUUUGGCUAAGAGGAUAGGGGAACUCCAGGCCCUUUCUUCCUCUCCUGACUUUACAAAAUUUCUUCUGGAUAAAGUAGUUAUGUACCCUAAGCCUUCCUUUCUUCCGAAAGUCAUCUCCAAGGUUAUCAACCAACCUAUUUUUCUUCCUUCCUUUAAUGGUCCAUCUAUGCCAGAUUGGGAAUUUGAUUGGAGCCAACUAGAUGUUGGUAGGUCUCUGAAAAUCUACUUGGACCGCUCCUCUGCGUAUAGGGUGACUGAUCAUCUAUUUGUAAUUUCUUUGGAAAAUUUAAGGACCAAGUUGCCUCCAAGGCCUCUUUGGCAAGAUGGCUGGUGGAUACUAUUAAAUUGGCUUAUUCUACCUCGAAUCUACCUCUGCCUGCCCCCUUGAAAGCACAUUCUACUAGAGCCAUGGCUGCUUCUUGGGCCGAAAAAGCGUUUGCCUCUCCGGAAGAUAUAUGCAAGGCGGCUACCUGGUCUUCUUUCAACACUUUUGUCAAACAUUACAGGCUAGACGUAUUCUCUGCCUCUGACGCUGAUUUUGGGCACAAGGUGUUACAAGCUGUUAUUGCCUAAAUUCCUGCCCUUAGUCUGGGAUCUCGAUAUAUCCCUAUUGAACUGCCACCAUAUGUCAGGAAAAACUGUAAUUUUACUCACCGUAAAUUCCCUUUUCCUUAAUAUGGUGGCAGUAAAUCAAUCCCUCCCUUUAUGUAUAUAUAUACAUUUUUGGGGUGUUCUUGGUACGUACUGAGGUCCCAGGGCUGGUUUGGUCUCUUAUACCUGGUAAGGGGAGGAAUUUUUUAUGUUAUUUAUUUCAGAUGCUUGUCCCAAGGGAAGAGUACAUCCAUAUUGUACUGCCACUAUAAGGAAAAAGGAAUUUAUGGUGAGUAAAAUUAGUUUUCCACCGUAUUCAGUAUUCACUGCUCCUGCAACAAUAAAUUAAUGUAGUGUAAAAUAAUUCUGGGAGAUCUUGUCAGAUUAGAUUAGACUGAGUUGAAGAUAAUUUCAGUAGCUGUAGGAAAAAUUAGAGGCGCACCUUCCUUUUAGAAAUUGAGGAAAUGUUGCAGAUGAUACUUGCUUACAUGUGUAACACUGCCCUUUUUCCCUCUGUGAAACUAUAUAUUAGCAGUAACAAUGAUUAACUGAUGUCUGUAGCGUUUUUCCUUAACCACUAUUAUACGGGUUCGAGUUGCUGCCGCAGAGUCCAUGCCUCUUCUUUUGGAGUGUGCAAGGGUGCGUGGUCCUGAAUAUUUGACAGAGAUGUGGCAUUUCAUGUGUGAUGCUUUGAUUAAGGGUAUUGGAACAGAGCCGGAUUCAGAUGUGCUCUCAGAAAUUAUGCACUCUUUUGCUAAGGUAAUGUACUUUACUUUUCUAUCUGUCUUGCAAUCUGUUUUCUAGACUGUUUUCUUACAACAAAUGUAAUUUUAAUAAAUUAAUCGCAGAAAUGCAAUUGAUGCUUUUUUUGGUAUUGAAUGUUUACACUUAGAACAGGUAAAAUCCAUUACCAAUUUGUUUGUUUUUUUUCUUAAUCAGGGAGUUAGACAAUUAAAUCUUCUUACAGCUGGGUAGCAGGAGCUUUGACACUGUGUAAUUUGCCCUGCAUUGGUCAGCCUGUCCAUGAUGUCUGGGGCUGGCAUGCUGUUUGUUCUGACAGCUGAUGCAAAUAUUGAAGAAUACUGUUCUAUCCAGCCAUGUAAAGAGUGUUCCGUCUGGCUAAUUAGUAGUUUGGUUUUAUUUAUUUUAAGAAUUGCUGAAAGAACAGAAUCUAUGCACCAUAACCUCUUCAGUAAGCGUAAGAUAAAGUGGUCAUGAUGCUUAGCAUGACUCUUUAAUAUUUGCAAUAGAAAUCCCAUAAAAGAAGACUUGGUAUACUGGUAUUUAGACACACACCACCUUUUAUAUAGCUGGAUUUAGUGUUCUAAGAGGUUAUGGCCCAUCCAAUUUAAGAUACACAGCUACACUUGCAAUUUUAUUAAUUGUGUGGAAGUACAUUACAAUUCUCGACUACUCUACGUUUUUGAAAGGAAUAUGUCCAUAACUGGAAAACACAUGUUUUACGCCUAGUCACUUAUUUUACAUAAACAUACUUAUUUUAUUUUUGUCAGUGCAUUGAGGUUAUGGGAGAUGGAUGCCUUAACAAUGAACACUUUGAAGAACUUGGCAGUAUCCUGAAAGGCAAGCUAGAGGAGCACUUUAAAAAUCAGGAGCUGAGGCAAGGUAGAGUAUUCGCUUUCUCGUCUUGCUGCAAGUUGCCGUAUAAUUGUGACAAUUGAUGUAAUCUACAUUUAAAGAACACUGUUAAAAAUACUUCUCUAUAGUAAAGUUUAGCUGUGCUGGGCAUUAAGACACCAAAUGUAAAGGACUUGAAAUUGUUAUUAAAUUAUAUACGUGGUGUUUUUUAUUUUUUUUAUUUUAGUGAAGAGACAAGAUGAAGAUUAUGAUGAACAAGUAGAGGAAUCAUUACAAGAUGAAGUAUGUUUAAGACUGAAUAAUUGCUUUUUAGUUUGUGUAAUACUCAUAAAGAUCCCUAUUGUGUCCCCAUAGAAUUACAUAUGUUCAGCUCACUAGAAAUUUAUAUAAGGACACCUUUGAUUUUACACCGGCAUCUCUCAUCAUAUUGUGGGAUAUAUUAUUAUAUUUUGUAUAUUUACAUUACAACUGCAAUUAUCUUUUGUAUCAGCAUGUGGCACCUAUUGCAAUGUUCCUUUCUAUGCUGCUAAUUUCCUAAUUUACCUUAAGUUGGCUAGAUUUAUUUUAACUUCCAUUACAGAUUUGUGUUAACACUUUUAAAUUAACUUAAAUGUUCAGAUUGUCAUUUGUGGGCUUUAAAUCUAGUGUGUUAUACAUAUGUCGCAUUCAUAAUUUCUGAACUUUACCUUUAUUUCCUUUUUUUUUUUUUUUUUUUUUUUUUUUUAAUGAUGUUUACAUCCUGACAAAAGUAUCAGAUAUUUUGCACUCUAUAUUCAGUAGCUACAAGGAGAAGGUGUUGCCGUGGUUUGAACAGUUAUUGCCUUUAAUCGUUAAUUUAAUUGUGAGUAUUCCAUAUUUAAAAGACAAUUAGAUGUAAUUAAUAUUUUGUUUGAUUCAGCUAUAUCGCAAGAACCUCUAAUAUGUCAUUGUGUUCUGUUUAAUUACUACACAUUUUGGGCCAUUACAUACCACUGUCAGAAGUAAAUGUGUGGUCAUUGUUUCUCCUUUCAUUGCAUUCUAAUCCCAUUACAAACUGGCAGUGUAAAAUUAGGUCUGUUACAUCGAGAUACCAUACACACAGCUAAAUUAGGAAAUGGUGAGCCAGUGAACACUGAAGACAUUCCAGGAAUAUCAGUGCAAUGCUGGCAAAAUAUGAAGUUCCAUCAAGCAAUCUGUAUCCUUGGUGGAAUUUUGGUCUUUGCAGCUUUCUCCUCAGUUUUCAAUACACUGUCACAGCUUGGAAUUCUAUAUUCUAAAUUGUAUUAAAGCAAUCAUUGCUGGGUGAGGUGAAUUGACAAUUAAAGGAACUGCACUCCGAGGUAUUACACCAUAACAUCUAAAGUAAGUUGAAGUGAUCAUGGUAUCAGGUGUCCCAUAAUACACAAAAUUUUCCUGUUGAAACAACUGUUAGUGUUUAGUUUAACAGUGAGAAUUCAAAUAACAUUUCAAAUUCAAGGCCAGAGUAGCCGAACUGAAAGCACAGCUAGCGGAGAGGUCUACAGCAGUACAGCUAUUUUGACAUUAAACUUGACAUUCACCUUGAAUUACAUUAUUUAAACAAAACCAUAUUCUUGUGUGGAGCAGAUGAGAGCAAUGACCUUUAUAUGUCUUUAAUGGACCAGUUUAGGCACCAUUACAACUUCAUCGAAAUUAAGUUAUGGUGCUAGGAAGCAAGGGGUUAAACAGUUCUUGAAUAGUUAAACCCCAACGUCUCUGUACCAGUACCUCUGUCCUGCUGUUUUCUCAAAAUGGGGAAAUAGAAGGUUUUUGCAGACUUGGGCAGCGGCGCUGCUCAUUAUUGUUUUAUAUAGUGCCAGCUUUUUUCGCAGCGCUUUACAUUAAAAGUGGAUUUUAAUGUCAGCUGUCACUCUUAGCCAAUCGAUCACAACCCAUUUGCGAAAACCCUUAUUAUGAGCCAGUGCAAGGGACCUCGUGGCACCAUAACAACUGAAUGUUGAUGAAGUUGCUAUGGUGCCUGAAGUGUUCCUUUUAAUCUAGUACUGUAAUGAAAUGAAUUGUAGAGUGGAAUUUAGAGGACCGUACAUUUGCGUAUUUUUACCCCUGCUUAAAAUUAAUCCUAUUUACAGCAUUUUUCGAUUAUUAAAUGUAUAUAGAUUUUGUUAAAGUAUAAUCUGGAACUAUAACUCUUCUAAAUGCAGCAAUUAAUGUAUCAGUACAUAAAAAGAACUAGUGAAUUCCAACAUAGUCAUAACGUGCAUUUACAAAACGUUUUAUAAAAUUCAUAAACAAUGUACAUUAACAAAAGGAAUUGAAGUGCUUAUUUCUGUAGCUUGCUUCAACUAGACCAAAAUGUGAACUAAGCACUCUUACAGUGACCAAGACAAUAAGUCAUACACAUUUUGUUUCUUACAAUUGUGUUCCAAGUUUCCCUGUUCUUGGGGUGUAAAUUUUGACCCAUGUGGCUGCAUUCUUCUUCACUCUUGAAGUACAUAAGCAAAACUGCUUUAUUCAAUCCACUGAGUAGUAGUCAGAGGCAAUAGGCAUUGUGAUAUACUUACUAUGUGUCUGCCUGGACAUCUUUUAGUUCUAAUGCAGGCUCUUUGGCUACCAGCAAGUUAGCUCAGACAAAACUAUCCUUGACUAAGUGUGUAGGUAAACGAAUAAGUGGCCCAAUGAGGCCAAAAUUGAUCAUACAUUUUUUUUAAAUUGACAAUUUUUAUUGUUUCGUGCGGUGGGGGUACAGAAAGGAAGAAGGAGGGAGGGUAGGGGGGGAAGGGUGGACAGAUUUCAUCAAUACAUAUUAACAUAUUAACAACUCUCAUUCAGUUGACCAUGAGUAUUCAGGCUACUUAUACCGUUCGUAGACGGUUUGUGACCAGAAGCCUUGUCUUGCAUCUUUUGUGUGUCAGAGCGGGAUGGGUGUGCUCCCCACUCGAUCCCUUAUGGGAACUAACAGGAGGGGUCUCAUCCUCGCUCUCUAUUCUCGCACCUCUUGCGCUGUUUCCCACUGAUGUGCGAGGCGCUUCUGCUUUUAUGUGGUUUGUACAUACAGUAUCAUUGGUAGGUUACAUUUACGUUUCUCUAUCACCCGAUCUCCAUGAGUUCCACAUCUCCCAUGCUGCUUGUGUGGUGUUGGAUGGGGGGAACAAUGUUUUGAAGCUCGUUUCAAACGUUCUUUGUGUGUCCAGGUCCUCAAUGACCCGUUUCAUACCAGGGGUAGUUGUUUGUUUCCAGUGUUGAGCAAUUAAGCGCUGUGCUGUCAACAUUAUAUGUAACAGGAGUUUUUGCUUGGCUCUUGGUAAGCUUUUUGGGAGGUCGGUUAUUAACAUCUGACGGGGCGCAAAAGGAAUAGAGCAGCCAGACGCCGCUUGUGCAAUUUUAUGGAUCCCCGCCCAGAAAGUCUGGAUGCGGGGGCACGUCCACCAGACGUGCAGGACCGUGCCCUCAGCCCCAUUGCAGCGCCAGCAUGUAUUAGAAGUGGCAGGAAAUAGUUUGUGCAGCCUGCACGGUACCAUGUACCAUCUAUAUAAUGUUUUAUGGCUUUGCUCCAGAUGGGCGGCUGAUUUGAUCAGGAGCCUGGGCAAACGGAAUAUGCGCUCCCAGUCUUUUCUCAGGAGGGAGCAGUUUAGGUCCGCUUCCCACAUUUGCGCUGUUUUUGAGGCAGCGAAGGGUAGAUGGCGUGACAGGAGCUUGUCGAUCAUACAUUUUAACGUUCUGUUAAUGCAUGGAAUUUCCAUUGAAGUAAUUAAACACCUAAGAUUGAAGCCAACGGGAUACCUAUGCCAACUAACUUUCCUUUCAAUUCCAUAUCCAGCUACCCUGAUGCAGGGCAAUUUGCUUAUAACGUCUUUUUGUGCACGAAGAAACACAAAAUGUAUUACGUCUCAAAUGUAUAUAUUAAGAGGAGAAAAAAAAAUACAAAAUGGUCCCCAUACCACCUAUCUUUGUAGUGUAGGCUGAGUCCUUACAGGGACAGCAACAGAAUUUUUUUUUUCUACUUUUUCAUUACUUUUCCAGAGGUUGACACAUGUUUAAACCACUUUGGGUAAGCAGAGUGGCAUACGGGUACAAUCUGCACCAUAAACUCUUGCACUUUAGUUGUGCUUAAAGUAACCAUUUCAUUCUGGAAAGGAAGAAACAUCAGAUUGUGAUGCAGUGGCCUUGAAGCUAGUAUUUUGGAGUCUGGAGCAGAGCACCCUGCUUUAGGAAGUACAGCUGAGCUUCCCAAUCGUGGGAAGUUGAGUAGCGGGGAUUAAGUAUAGGGUGCUAUAGUUAAUUUAAUGGAAAAGAUAUAAAUGACAACAAAUUAGGAGCCCAGGCAGUAGUGAUGUAAAUGCUAUCUUGUCAUUAUUUAAUGUGAAGUGAAAAUAAUGUGUAAUACUUUAUGUAAUGUGUUAAAUUUGUGUGUAUUAACUUUGUGUAUUGCUCUACAGUGCCCUCACAGACCAUGGCCAGACAGGCAAUGGGGUCUCUGCAUUUUUGAUGAUGUCAUAGAGCAUUGUAGCCCAUCGUCCUUCAAAUACGUUGAAUAUUUUCUAAGGCCCCUGUUGGAGUCCAUAUGCGAUAACAGUCCUGAAGUUCGGCAAGCAGCUGCGUAUGGUAGUGGAGUAAUGGCACAGUUUGGAGGUGACAACUAUCGACCUUUCUGCACAGGUAUGAUUUGGGUUUUGUAUUUAACAGCUGUAAAUUUAACAGUAUGUGCUGAAAAGCCUCAAAGCAGCAUAAUGGAAAACACAUGUAAAUGGAUGAACUUGAUAGGUUUAGAUAAGUGUGACAAGCCCUGAAAAGACAUGGAUUUGGUUGAAGAGAAAGUAGGGGUAAGAGAAGUAAAAUUUGGAUGAUUGAAAAUACUUGUGUGAGAAGUUCUAUGACUUAAAUAUAUAGUCUGAAUGCUGGCAUUUGAGUACACUUUUCAUUAAUUGUUUUGUUUUUAACAUUAUUUUAGAGGCUCUUCCCCUACUUGUUGGGGUUAUCCAGGCACCUGAUUCUAAAACCAAAGAGAAUAUUAAUGCAACAGAAAAUUGCAUCUCCGCCGUAGGGAAAAUCAUGAAGUUCCGUUCUGAUUGUGUAAACGUAGAGGAGGUGCUGCCCCACUGGCUGUCAUGGCUGCCACUUCAUGAGGACAAAGAAGAAGCCGUUCACACAUUUAACUUCCUGUGUGAUCUAAUUGAAAGGUAUAUUACUUACCAUAGUUUUCUGCUUUAUUUCGAAUAUCUUAUCUUCAUCAUUACAAUGAUCAGAAAUAUUGAGAUCAACUCUAGCUUUGGACAUUUUGUUGUUUUAAAUGUAACUUAGUGUCGUAUUAGGAAGGAAGUGUUGCUAUUGAUUGGAUUACCUUGGCCAAUUUUUUUUAUUUAUUUUCCCAAAUAUGUUGAAAUUGCAGCUCCAAACUGUUUUGCAUUUCUUUUGUGUGUAAAUGGACAAUUAUAUACAAAUGAUAGUCAGAAGUUAGAAAAAUAUACAUACAUAUAUCUAUUUCUUAUCUUCACAGUAACAAUCCCAUUGUGCUAGGACCCAACAAUUCAAAUUUACCCAGAAUAUUUAGUAUUAUAGCAGAUGGAGGCAUCCAUGAAUCUAUUAAAAAAGAGGACAUAUGUGGUAAACGGCUUGCUAAUGUAGUUCGACAAGUACAGGUGAGUGAUACAUUUUUUGGGGGGAAUAAAAUCUUGAGAUACUUUUUGAGGGUGUUUACAAAUUAAUAUUGACACUGGGAUCUGAACUGUUUUGGGGACCAUCACAAAGAGGGGGGCUAUAAGAUCAGGUGAUGACAGACACAAGGAAGAGUGAAAGGCAUGCUGUGACAUACAAAAGUGAUGCACAACACAGACAGGCUGGAUGACACACAGAUAUAUGGCAUGUAGAUUACUUUACUAAGCUUUCACACACUAUAAAAUACAAUCAUUAAGAUUUUGUGGGAGAAAAUUGAAGUCUGGGGAAAAAAAAUACUGAUAAACAUUUUUUUUUCUUUUUAGGCCUCAGGAGGAUUGUUUGCAGAAUGUGUAUCACAACUGAAUGCAGCCCAGCAGAAAGCUUUACAGGAUCUGCUUAGUACUGUGUGA
Messenger RNA from Pelobates cultripes (western spadefoot toad), 44989 nucleotides. The record is from the annotation of a GenBank genome assembly. Lineage: Eukaryota; Metazoa; Chordata; Amphibia; Anura; Pelobatidae.